Cinara cedri is the source of this 46235-nucleotide messenger RNA. The record is from the annotation of a GenBank genome assembly. NCBI's taxonomy places the organism in Eukaryota, Metazoa, Arthropoda, Insecta, Hemiptera, Aphididae.
GGACCGCAGACACCAAAAUAUGUUUACGUUUUGCCGCCUUUAGUUGAAUUUCCGCGUUCGAUCGGUUCGUACUGUCGCGCAUUACUGUUCUUGCAUUUUUCUAUAAAUGAGUGUCGACCGUGAAGUUUUCAAUAUUUGUGCAUUUGAUCUCGAAUUGUUUACAGUAUAUUAAAAUCAUUGUUUGUUUCUAUAUACUAGAAACAUCAUAUAGUGAUAAUUUUGUGUUUUUCUCAUUUAUAGUAAUACAACAGCGAGAAGUCAAUCGACGGAUUCUUUACACUGCUCUUGGAUUAUCAGCAGGUACCUAUAAGCAAUACAGAAUUUCGUAUUAGGUACCUAUUAUUAUAACUAUUUAAUAAACAAUGAAAAAAUAACGAUACUAAUCGUCAGCUUUAAAAAUUUGUUUCUAUAUGUUAUUUUCUUUAUUUUUCUUUACGAAUUUGUAUAAAUUUACAAUAAAUUAAUAAAUAUUUUACAUACUAUAAUUAUAGUAAUUAUACAUACCUAUUAAUUUGAUUUCUGAAAGAUAAAUAAAUAAUAUCAAUGAGUAGGUGCCUAUUAAAAAUAAUAUCAAUAUAUUCUCUAAAAUAAUAAAUGUAUAGUUAGAUUUAACGAAAUUAAUAUUAAGUACCUAUAGGUACGUAUAAAUACCUACUUGCAGAAAUUUGCUCAAUAUUGCAUACACGUUUAUUACAGGUUUAGCUAGACGCGUCUUUACAGAAAAAUUAAGUUCAGAAUAUUUUUUAAAGCAGGCAAAAUUUCCUCGAUGCUUACAUGCUAUAGUUAAAACAAAAUUCGGAAACCACCUUUUCAAUUUUAAUAUUUUCUUUUAAAUGUAUUUAAUGACCCAGCAUUUUGCUAAAAAAUAUUUUAUUUAAAAAAAUGCCAAAAUACCAAAAUUCCCAGAUCCCUGGACCCAUCCAACUAUAGCCUUAAAUGCCUAUUAUAUGAACAAAAAUUAAAAUACUAAUUUAUUUUGUACAAAUUAAAUAUAAGUAAAACAAAAUAUUUUCGAUAGAUUAAAUAUUAAAUUUAUAUUUUCUUGAAAUGUUCACCGAAUAGAUACUUAGUUAUAUAGGCCUUUUUAGACGUCCUAAAAUUUUCAAAUUACAAGUAUUCUUUUGAUUUUUAUUUUAUAAUUGUUUAGUUUUUAUUUGGUUUUAUGUGGAUAGACUUUUUUGACCAUUGAAAAUUCUUGAACAUUUAUUAUGAGGUUUAUCAUAAAUUGUAUUUAGUGGUCAAAAAAAUUGAGCAUAAAUUAGUAGUUUUUUAUUAUCGUUUCAGUUCGUCAAACACGUCAUCACGUCAUUUCAAAACAUGUAGGUAUAAUCAAAUUUCGCUCAGAAUAGUUAUUCGUUAGCAAUGAUUUAUGGUUGCACAAGUAUAGAUGCAGAUAUAUAUGAACUUAUAUUCUUUUUAUAUUUUUAUUUCCACGAUAUCUAGGAGAUUGAAGAUUUUAAUAAAAUGUCGGUGUAUUAUACACCGAUAAUACACCUAUAAUAGGUAUUUGGAUUUAUUGAGACAAAAUAUAGGUACGAAUCAUUUGAAUUGAUUCGCACACAUUAUAAUAUUAUACUAUUUGUAUAUACUGUACUGGUAUUAAACAUGGCACCAUACCUAAUUCCACACUAUAAUUUCUGAUCUACUAUCGACAUCAAUUUAUUUUGCUAAAUCCAGAUAGUUAUAAUAGGUAUGAUAUAGGACUACAACCUACAGGAGACAAUAUUAUACUAUUUUUCGAAUACGUAUGCUCGAAAUACGUACUAGAAUUUUUCCCGAACUGCUUGGAUUUGGAAGGCGAUUCAUGUAAACCAUGCAGUAUGAUAUAUAUAAGGUUAUAAUAUAUUAUACUACAAGUUAAUGUCAACAAUUUAAAAUACAUAAUAUUAAUCUAGAAUUGUUUUAUACAUUAUAAUAUAUUGUAUAAAUUAUAAACUUGUAACACUUGGUUGAUAAUAAAUUUAAAAUUAAAACAAAUUUUGUGAAAUUGGUUAUACCCGCGGGUUUAUGUUCUAAAAUAUUAAAACUAGAUAUGCUUAUAUAGGUAUAUUUACUAUUUAGUAGUAAUUAUAAUAUAUAGCUAUAUAAUUGAUAAUAGCGUUAUUGUAGAUACUUACUAGCCUACCUAGUCAUUUUAUAAAUUAAAUUUGUAUUGUACUAAAUAUUUCUGAUUAGGUAAUAAGUUUUAAAAUCCUAAAGACGAGACUUUAAAAUGUCAGAACGUUUUGAUUACUUUUCAUUGAGUAAUAAUGGAAAAUAAAAAAAUAAUCUUCCCAGACCUAGCCUAAGCGAACUAGAAAUUUCUACCGGAAAUUUGAUGUUGAUGAUGAUGAUUGAAGCAAGAUUUCUGGAAAAUUUAUAAACUGAAAAAAACACACAUCAUUGUAAAACUCAUACAUUCGUCCCUUACAAUCUAAAUUAUUAUCACCAUAUGUCUGUUAAAGAAGCUCUCCAAUCUGGUACUGAAUUAAUGUGCAAUAUAUUUUACAAUUUAAUACUUGCAUCUCAAUAAAUUAUAUGUUUGUCCUUGAUAAAUGAGGAACAUUUAAGCUGAAUACAUUAAUGCAUUAUAUUAGGAAUAGUUACAUUUGAUAAAAAAUGCUAAUCAAAAAUUAUUCACAAUUUUACAAAGCAUGUCUGACAAUUAUCAUUGUUCCUAUAAUCACCAUCACUGAGUUAUGUCGUAUUGUGUGCAUAUAACGUAAUCGUAUCUUGUUCGUCGGUAAAAUGGUAACACUUAGAAUUGCGUACAAUCAUAUACUUAAUACCUCAUAUAUGAAUCACGUCUGUAAAUGGAAGAUGUUUACCAGUCACACCUGUAGGGAAAAUAUUUAGUUAUAACUUAUAAGUAUAUAUCGUUUCAUAACUUAUAAUACAUACUAUUAAUAUAGACUUCAUAAUACUGUUGUAGUAAUACCAGAAAAUAUAACAUAAUUAUACACUUUAUACAUUUAAGUAACCUAAAAUAUUAGUAUAGGAGUAUAAAUUUAAAAAUAAUACAACGCAUUAUAACUAAAUGUGUUUUGUUAAAAAUGAGUGCUAAAUAAGUAUCAAGCAACUAAUUUAAUUUAGUUUUCAGUUCAUUCUUCAUCUCACUAUUUGGAGUCGACCACCUUCGUUAUAAACUUCCACCUAAUCCGAUAUCCCACCUCGAAAACAUCAGAUGUCCUCAUAUUCAUAGUCGCAUCCGACCCUUAAUUUUUCAAUCUUCUUUUCCACCUCUUUCCUCCUAUAAUUAUUUUCAUUAGAAUUCGUAUUGCUUCAAAUUCCUGUUUCCUCGUGGCAUGGUUAAUUAUAGUAAAUUUUAUCUAGUUGGUGCAUUGGAUAUUUGGGUGAGUGUUUUCCUUGUAGUUUUCACAAUAUUUUAGAAAAAAUACAUUAACGGUUAAUGCCAUUUCUGUUAUUUUUGAUUUUUUAUAAUUCGGUUAGAAAUAGUCGUUGAAACCUAAAAUGUUCAGCAAAUAUUUUUAAAUAAUAUUUUUAACACUGCUAGACUUGAUACAAUUUUUAUCUUAUUUUGGUGAUUUUUGGGCUAUUUAAAACAAUUAAAUAUUUUCGAGUUGUUGUAAUUUAUGUAUAUUUGGUUCUAUAUGGAUAAAAUUGUUUUUGCACAACAAAAAUUAUCAAAAAUUAAAUUCUAGGUUCAUCAUAAAUUGUAGAUUUUUAGUGGUAAAAAAAAAAAAUUAAACGCAAUAUAAUAUUUUUUAGAUUUAGAGCGUAGCGAGAGAUAUUUUGGUUUCAUUAUGAUGUGUAUUUUUUUUUUUACUGUAAAUAACUUUUCGAAAGGAAAUCUUGCUCCGAUGUAUAGAGUAUAGUAUCUUUUCUGAUAGGAAAUUUUGUCUAGCUGGUACAUUAAAGAGGUUAUUUUUUAAUUUUCUAAGGGGUUUUCAAAAUUGAGAAAAACAGAAAAGAAAAUUAUAGGUAAAAUGGCAAAUAUUUAUGGCAUGCCAUGAGGUUACCGAUUCAUUGUUUUUAAUUUUAUAAAAUAUGUUUUCUAUCAGAAAUAUUAGUUCAAUUGAUAAGUGAUAAAAGAUCACUUUUGUUCCUUUUAAUACAUACAGCCAAUGAAAAUGAAAGUUAUUUCUUGGUAUCUAAAUUAGUUUUUAUAAUAAUUGGAAAAAACCAAAAACAUAAAAUUGAUUAUUAUUUACAGCAACUUCGCGUCCCGUCUUUUUUUAUUCGUGUUUAAAUUUACUUUUUUUUUUAUAAAAAUACUAAAAAGUAGCGAUAUAUCAAAACAUAUUUAACCGAAACAAACUGAAUGCAAAACAUACUUAUUCCAGCAAAUGACCGUGUUGUGAAGUAAACUUUUUUUUUUAAUUCUUGAAAAAUAAGCAUAGUGAGAGAGCUAUUGGUUUUACUAAGAUGUUUAUUUCUUUUUUUUAAAUUUUUUAUCUUUUUUCUUUGUUCUAGUCUGUGGAAAAGUUUUUACCUAGUAAACUUGUUCCGAUUUUUACGUGUAGCAACUUUUCCAAAAGCUCAAAUUGUUUAGAUUGAACUUUAAAAAGGUUGAUUUUCUAACUUUUUGAUUUUUGACGCCUUUUUUUAAAUAAGAGUACUUAAGUGGGAAAAAACAUAGGAAAACAUCCAAUUUCACGAUGUCUUUAUUUUAUAAAAACACGGAUGACGUUUUAUACCAGAAAAAAUGAUUUGAUCGAAAAAUUAUAAGACACCUUUUUUGUUGCCUUUUUGAUUUUUUUUCUUACGGUAUCAUCGUCAAAACUUUUGAGCUUUUAAGGAAUUUUAAUUUUUAGGAGUUUUUUGGUGUAAUUCGGUUAUAAAUACACGUAGAGACUUGAAACUUGGUAAUAAUACUUAUAUUGGACUUACAUAGACGUGGUAAAAUUUCUAAAAUCAUCGGACGACUUUUUUUUUUUUAAUAAGCGUUUUGAAAUUAAAUUUAAACAAAAAUGGCAAAAAAUUAUGUGUUACCGAACUGCACUCGGAAUCGUCUUUCGUCAAGCAAUGGUUUAUCGUUGCUUACAGAUAGAAAUAAAAUAACCUAUGUAUCCUACUUUCCCAACUUCUCACCUAUAACAGUGGCUACUCCCAUUUCCAGUAUCAGCUCUUUUUAAGUAUUUACUUAUUUUAUAAUUAUUUAAUUAUGUAUACAAAAUAGAUAUUAUGUUAUAUUAUUAUAUUUUAGUGUAAUAAUAUACAAAUAUAGGACAUAGGUAAAUUUUGAUCCAGGUAAAUUAUGAGUUUAUUAAAUUUUAUAAACAGGAAGAUGAUAUUCUGUAGGUAUAUACACUUACUUAAAAUAUAAUAUGUGGCAACAAUUUAAUUUCAUAACAAUUUUUUUUUUAUGUAUACUACUCAGUCUUGCAAAUAGCCACGUUGAUUACUUUUGCAUAUUAUAGAUGUAUUUCCGCUUUUCGAAUGAUGUCUAUUAUACACCUUCAUAGAUUAUAAAGUAUAAACUGUUAUUGUUCUACUAGAUAGGCUAAUGCGUGUUAUCGAUAACAUAAUAACAUAGUAUCGAUUAUAAUUAUUUACAGAUAUCGACAAAUUGAUGAAAUUGUCCUAUAAAUCAAUUAUAUUAUAUGUAUGUUUUCUAACUUUAUUUAAUUAAUUAUAAAUAUGAGUAUUAAAAAAAUUACAGUUAAAUAAUAGUAAUAUUGUAUUUAUAUAUUUUAAUGUAUAAUAACUGCACAUUUGUUAGCAUGAAAAUAAUAUCAUUAAAAUAGUUUUUUUAAGUUCUAGUUUAUUGUUAUGGUGUUCGUGCCUAAUCAUCUUUUAACAAAAUUCUAUUUUUAUUCUCGAUUACUGGUAUAUGACUACAUUAACAACUACGCAACCUCUAAAAUGGUAUCACAAAGAAAAUAGUUGUAAUCAACAAAGCACAAGGCUUAAAUCCAUUGUUUGUAUCACGAACGUCCACUAAAUGUAAAUUAUAUACCUAAUUAUAAUUAUUUGAAUAUUCAGGUAGGUUAGGUAUACUUUUUUCAAUCUAAAAACAAUUUAAAUCUACAAUAUUUUAAACAUCUCGUGGCAUCAAAUUUAAAAAUUUAAUAUUGUUUAAAACAAAUUUUAGUAUUAUAAACGUCAUAUUUUAUUUUUAUUUUUUUUUUUGUAAUGCUGUAGUGCAGUUUACAUAAAUUCGUUAUAUUAGUAAAAUAUAUAUAUUAAUAUAUAUAAAUAUAUAUAUAUUAAUAUAUAUAUAUAUAUAUAUAUCAAUAUAUAAAUAUAUUGUAUUAUAUUAUUAUAUGUAUAAUUUAUGAAAUCGCUAAUUGCUAGAGGGGACGUAUUCAAUUUCUAACGAAAUUGAGGGCUACAGCCCGUUUCCGUCCCCAAAUAGUCCGUUUGCUCCUCAAGGGAUGUGGACAGGUGCGUCCGAAAGAUAAAGUAUUACCUGCCGAUUUCGCAUACAACGUUGUCGUAUUAUUUAAUGCUCAUGAUUAUUUAAUUUUGAUUGUAGCAUAUAAUUUAUACAUUUUAAUGAUAUAUUAUACAAUGUUGUAUAUAUCACAAUUCUAGUAUUAGCAAGUUAUAUUAUAUUUUAUUAUAUUAUUAUCCCAAUACACAAUUUACUAUAUGCAAUACUACAUAUUAUAUGAAGUUAAAAACGUGUUUAUUAAACUGAGUACUUUUAGAAAAAUGUCGUGUCUGAUAUCGGUUUUGAAAAAAAUUGAUUACCGAUUUUCCGAUAUUGUCAAUAUCAGCAAAUAUUUAUGCCAAUGCUCACCUCUAAGGAUAUUAUUAUAAACUUAGUGUUUUAUAUUUAUUUUCUAUUAUCACAGGAGGUAAUAAUGAUCUAGAUAGUCAAUCAUUAUAUACUCCACUUCCCCCCUACUAUUUUAUUUAUUACAAUAUUAAUUUUGAAAUCAUAUUGUGUUACAAAAUACAUGUGAGGUAUAUACACGAAAAGUUAAAAAAAAAAUUAAUCUUAAAAAAGAAAAUAGAUACGUAGAUUACCAUAAGUAGAUUAGUAGAUUUUAAUACUUUAAUUAUAAUUGUCCUAAUACUAUUGUUUAAAUGUUAUAAUUAUGUCAAAAUAUCAUGUUUAAAAAAAUCAAUUAAUAUGACAAUAACUUACAUAUAAUACAGGAUUUAUUAAUUGAACAACUUAACACUUAAUUACUUCAUACAUUUUGUUAUUCACUGUAGUUAUUUUCAUAAAAAUAAAACAAUCAUAAUGUUCCAGCAUACAGGUCGACAACGUUGCACGGUUUUAACGCAUUUUUAUUAAAAAUAUUUUGGGUACAAAUGGGUUAUGAUUUCGCGCACAAAUAGGCUUAUAGAAAGCUUUUUAUAAAAAUGUGUGAUGGGCGCAAGUGGGCCUCUCUGGAAUUGAGUUAUUACUGGAUUUGUAUUUAUCUACCUUGAAUACAUAUUUUGUACAAAAUAAGACUAUUCUAUCAAACCGUUAUGGAAAUACAAAAGUUAAAAUCAGUGUUUAGUGCAGAAAAAGGACAAAUCUAGGACAUGUUCCCUUUCUGCACUAAAUAUUUUAAUAAAUUACUGUAACAACUUUGUUUUCGUGUAAAGCAUUCUAUGGGUUUUGUUUAGACCUUAUCAUUAUCAAUCAACAACUUUUCAUCCUGUUACGUAUUAUUGCUAUUUUGAGUCUAUCUAUUUCUGACUUUCUGAUUUUGUAUUAUAAAAAAUAUUAUUUAAUAUUAAUAAUAUUUAUUAUACAAUAUUUUGACCAUUUAUAGGUAAAUUAAAAUUCUGUCAGAAUCAUCUUAUUGAUUUAAUAAUAUUAAUUUGUAUCAAAUCUAAAAAAAAAUCGGGAGGACCUUAUCUAUACAAAUAAAACAUUAACCUACAACAUCCUGCAUCAUCAAACGAAUUAAUUUUUUAUCCUAUGGUUUUUAACCUCAUAUUAUAAUAUAUAUUAUAUCUAUUAUCUAUAUAAUAUAGACUAUGGUAUUAAAUUAUAAAUUUAUAUUUGUGUAUAAAAUAAGUAACAUCUGCAGAGAUUAUAUUAUGUACUGCGCUUCUCACAAUAUCAUUACUGUUGUAUUGUCUUUUUACUAUAUAGGGGAGAGUAAAGUAUUAAUCCACUUGACCCUGUUAAAUCCUUCAUUUUCUCAUAGUGUAUAUUAUUGCCAUAUUGGUAACGCUUUUACUCUGGGGAACGAGUAUACCGAGGGACACUUGUCAGGGUAAAAUGCCAAAUGUCAUCGUUCAGCGAUAUAGUGGAACCAUAGACCUUAGUAUAAUGUUUAUGAGUAAAGCGCAUGCUUUACCCUUUGUACUUAAUAGACAUGCGUACAAUCACACCCUCGAAAUAUAGAGUGUGGCAAAAUAAUAAUUGAUUACACAUUAUGUUUUAUUAUAUUCAUAUAACGGCUGAGUAAGUUAGUGGUUAAAAUAUGAUUAUUCUAUUAUAUUAUAUUUUUUAUAUAUCAACUGUAUAAUAUAGUAGACAAUCUGUACAUAAUUCAUAGAUACUAAUACGUAGAUAGGAAUUAUAAUGUAAAUUGAAAUAUUAUAAAUAUGUAAAAUAUUAGCUGUCCCGUCGGUGUGGAAUUGGCCGUACCAAAAGAAAUUAUUUUUUUUUUAUUUCAUCUGUAUUACCAAAAUAAACCGGUGGCGUAUUCGAGGAGUGAUUUUUUAAUCACGGUUAUAUUCUGUUAGUAAUAAAAUAAUAUAGUAUUUAUACCUGUGAUAUUUAUUAUGUCUUGUGUACUUUUAUCAGCGUUACCAGUAGUAAUAAUAAUAUAGGCAAUUUUUGUCUAUAAUACAUACUACAUAGAGAUAUCGUUAAGUGUGUUGAAGUAAUAGUCAUAAAUCGGUUUGCAGGGGGAAAAAAGAUCAUAGUAUUGCUUUAAAAUUGUUGUAAAUAAUUUUGUGUACAAUUGUUUGAUAUAAAUCGUAUAAAUGUAUUCGUAUAUUAGUAUAUAUAUUGUAUUAUAUAAAAAGCCGAAAUCGUGCAAAUCUUAGAAAUGCCCUGGAAAAACUUUAUAAAACAUCAUAUUUUGGCUUUUGCCCGGACAAACCUAGUAGUGACCAACCUCAUUUGGGCAAAACUUUAACGUCCAUAAAUUUAAAUUUUUCAAAAUAGGUAAUAUUACAUAUUAUUAGGUAUAUCGACAUAAAUAUAUUUAUUUUAUUGUUGCUACACAUAUUGGAAUUAUCAAAUUUGGAAUAAUAAAUAAUAUUUUGUGGUUUAUAUUUGCAUUUAUAUCACUAAAUGCCAUAAACUAGAUAUUUCCGUAAAAGAUCAAUUUAUUAAUAAGGAGAGCAACUAUAGUAAUAUUACUAUUAACAGCAGAGUAUAAUAUUAUUAAUGUAAUUAAUAUAUUUUUUUUAAAUUUUGAAUAACUUUUGUCAAUAUAAUGUGAAAUAUUAUUAAAUUAGAGUAUUAGAAUAAAAUACUUAAAUUCGGCAUUGUAUCUAAUAUCAUUAUAUUCAUUUUAUUUUUAUUUAAACUUAUUUAACUAUAUUGGAACAAUAAUAUUUUUUUAUCGCUAUUUAUAUGUAAUAUUAACAAAAAUUGAAAUUUAUGGACGUUACAGUUUUGCCCAAAUGAGGUUGGUCACUACUAGAUUUGUCCGGACAAAAGUCAAAAUAUGACGUUUUACCCAAGUGUCGGGGACACUUCGUGUUUUGUUCGGGCAUUUCUGAAAUUUGCCCGAUUUCGGCCUUUGCCUUUAACAUUAUAUAGGUACAUACAUUUUUUUUUAUAAUAUUUAUAGUUUAUACUUAUAAACAAUUUUUUUAAUUGCAAGAUAAGAAAUUAAAAUAAAAUAAAUUAUAUCUGUUCCUUCUUUUUAACGAGGGAACUCCUCGCGAUAUUUUGAUAUUUUGUGGUGUAUUACAAUUUUUAAACUGCCCUCAUCCCCUUAAUUGAGCUCAAGAUACGCCACUGAAGUGACCCAAUUAAAAUAAUUAGAUUUUCGUACCUAUAACUACAAGCAAAGUUUUAGGUCAAUCCGAUAAGUAGUUUUGGCGUGAAGAGGUAACAAACAUCCAUCCAUCCAAACAAACUGUUAUAUUUAUAAUGUUAGUAUGAUUAUGAAUAAUAAUUUACUUAUUAAAAAAUUUUAAAUUUUUUAAAAAAUAAUAAUUUGAUAUCAUUCAGAAUGACGAUUGAAUAAUUUGAUUAAUAUUGGUGAAGUAUUAACAUAGCAGUUUAUCGGAUAAGUUUACUGUAUAACUUUCAACAUAGUUUAUAAGUAGUUAUAGAGCACUUGUUUAUCUUAUUUAAUUUAUGUACACGAUUUAUUAUAAUUAGUUAUGCAAAUUAAUAAUAAACAAAUUGUAAAACGGUUUAAUUACCGUAUCUAAAUCAACUUCAUAGCAUAAAAAUGUAUGUUUGGAAUAAUAAUAGUACCUCCAUACUCGUACACAUACAUAUGCAUAAUAUAAUAUAUAUAUAUAUAUAUAUAAUACUUAUACUGUAAUACCUAGUUACUACUCUAUUGACUCAAGUUUUUAAGAUAAUUCUUUGGUUCUAUUUUUGAGAUCGUAUUAUAUAGUUGGUCAAACACGUGUAAUUAUAUGCGUGUGUAUAUUCAGUAGCUUUGACAAAAUAUUUUAAAAAUAUUAUCAAAAUAAGGUUAAAUGUCCGAUAUAUUAUUAUGAAAUUUGCUUAAUUUCAACUCUUCAAGUGAAAUCUGAAAUCAUAUUUAACUAUCUAUCAUUUAUAGUAGCGUGUUGUUGUUUUAAAUUAUAUUUUAUUAUGAUUUAAUAUUAUAACAUAUCAUUAUAAUGUUUAUUAGCCAAGGCGUAUUUACAUGUUAACCGCUGAAAAAUAUCGACCUUAAAUAACUAAAAUACAAAUUAUUUGACGAGGACCACAAGAAACCACUUCUAAAUUUUGGAGAAUAAACUAACAAGGAACGAUCAUUUGUUUCUUCAUUUAUCAAUUUCCUAUUAACAUACUUUAAGUCAAAUGUCUUGUUUAUUCAUUGUAUAUAUAAGUAAUAAGUACCGUUUUUUUAAUGGGUUUGCUUUCAAAAUAUUUGCAUUAUUUGGAUCUACCCUAAUAUUAGUCAAUCCACUUGACAAACCGCACACAAUUAUCUUCAGAUUUAACUUAGUCACCUAUGUUGGAUACUUGUUAUUUUAUUAUCACUAACCUGAAUACUCGUUUUCUUCGUAAGAAGCUUAUGGUUUUACAAUGAUAUUUUUUUUAUUUUAUUUUUUUUUUCUGGGGCAACUUUUUUAUCUGAAAAUCUUGCUCCGAUUUACAAGUGUAGUACUUUUUCUAAAAGGAAAUCGGACUGAAAAGGUACUUUAGGGAAGUCAUUUUUUGACAUUUCCAAGAGUUUUCUCAACAAAUGGAAAAACCGGGAAAAAACAAGAAAAACGAGGACUGAGAUAGUAAAAAAUAUAAUUUCUAUUUUAUUAUUUUUUGCACAUUAUAUCUAUAACUAUAUUUCUAUUUAUCAUUACGUUUAUACUCGUAUGAAAAUUAAAUUAAUUUAAGUAUUUUGUAUUUUGUAAAAACUAUAAAUCGAAUUGGAAUAAAAAUGAAGUUAAAUUAUCGGUAAUGAUUUAGACUUAGUAAUAAUAUUAUAAAAUACUUACAUAACAAUCAAUGAGUAGUUUUAUUUUCGAAAAAUUGUUUAAAUUAGUUUAAUUUUUUACCAAUAAAUUAAAAUUAUUAUUUUUCAAUUAUCAGUAUAAAUAUAAAUGAAACAUAAAUGUGCAACAUAUACAAUAGUUUUUUUUGCACCUAACGCAAUAAUAGAGAUACGUCAUCACUUUGUGUGUGUGAUAUUAACGAAUAGCAAUGAAAACUAAUAAUGGAUGACUCAACGUCUGAGAUAUUAUCAGUAUAAUCAAAAAUCGUACAUUCCAAGACGUGAUUCAACACGUAUACAGUAAGCUAUGAUUUUUCUUCCAAAUCUUCCGAAAAAAUUUAACUAAAAAUAUUGUGUUUAUUAAUAUAAAUAAAAUAGUGUAUAAUACACGUGUAUGUAUUUUAAAUACAUUUUUUAACUUAUCUAACAGUAAAGCAUUAUUUAUAUAAUAACAGUAUAACUUAAAUUUUUUAUGAGGAUUUUGUAAGAUUUUUUUGAUUUUUUAACUCUCUGAUUUUAAAAUUAAAAAUAUUGACCGUUAGGACGUAUUAUAUAAUACGCAGACCCAUUCAAUUAAAAAGUAAAAUAACAAAAGUCCAAAAAAACUCUUUAGGUAACUUCAUGUCUUAAUGUGUCCACUUCCACCCCAAAGGUGUUAACCCCAUGGUAAACUAUAGUUAUACUAAAUAUACGCACUGGAAUAGCAAAUUAUCAUCACACACGGUUUAUACCACACUAGAUACUCUCCUAUACAUACGCGUGUACAAUGAUGAUCCGACGUGACGGACCAUUUGCGCGGGAAAGUCACUGGACCGUAGAAACGAAAAACAAAAAAAAAAAAAAAAAAACAUUAACCGAUGACGACAACCGCGACGACUCACCAUCGUAUACAGGGUGUUUCAUGUGAUGAUAUUCACUCGUUUCUAUCAUUAUUUGUAUUUUUAAUUAUUAUAGAAAACCCGUAUUAUAACAUAAAAAAAUUGAUUUGUUAGUAUAUAUAUUUGAUAUUAAUUAUUUUUUAAAUUUCACAUCAUUUUGACUUGUUUUUUAUUUUGUAAUUUAACGUACCUUUUAGGCUAUAGAUACUAUAGGUGUACCUACUUCACUGUUGGCAAAACACAAUAUUUUUUUAUACUGCUAUUUUUAAUUUAAAAAAUCUUGUAUUUAUAUGUUACAAUACUAAUGCAGUAAAAUUGGUUAAUGUUAUGUUCUAUACUUUAACCAAUUUUGUAUUGUUAUUUUUAAUAUAAUAGUGUAUUGGCCUAUUAUCAAAUUUUAAGCUAAGAACAUUGUGUGUGUAUGUACAUUGGUUUUUUUCAAUAUUUUAAUUUUUAAACCAGAUUCGAUAAUUUUUAAAUUUAAAAUAAUAGAAGUUCUAUUAUUAGCAUAAAACUUAAUGAAAUCAUUGAAAUGUAGUAUCGGAAAAAAUGUAUCUAAUGCGUUAAAUACAAGUAUUUCAAGUUUUAUAAAUACUAUACAUCUAGUAAAUUUAUAAUAUAUAUAUUAUACUUUUCAAGAAAACGAUAGUGUAUAAUGCGUUAAAUAAAACCACCAUGUAAACAUUAUUAUUAUUAUUUAGUUUGGCGCGUGCGGAGGAGACGCCGGCUGCUGCUUCUGCCGUUAGCCACGCGCUACCACUGCUACCGCCAACCGUUUGCCGUGUCCUGCAAGUACGGUUACGCUAGAUGGAGAUCAAAAUGCACGCACACAUGUGCUAUUAUAUAGUGUAUUACUAUUAUUUUUAUUAUUGCGGGUAUACGCAAUGCUUCGGUAGAUUGAAUUCGUAUAUUAGACUCUCGAAACUGCAGGCGAGAUCCGACAGAUGUCCGGACGCGUUUUUAUAUCACAAAGGUACUUACUUAACGUUUUUUUUUUUCAUUUCAGACUCACUAGCAUAUUCGUAUUGUAUACGAUUAUACAUCGUACUGCAACUGAAGCAUAUUAUCGAUAAACGUUAGACAUUUAGCCAAAACGUAUAUCCCUGAUGCUAUGUAGGUGCUAUAACGCAUGCAUCGUAAAAUAUGUGGGAGGGUUCUAACAAUUGGAUUUUUAGAUUGACUUUUUUAUUUCAAAAAUGUAGAAUUGACAACGCUAUGUGUUGAUAUUAUAAUAUUAUCUUAAAAUACGAACGUUAUAAAUUUAUAAUAUUUUUUUGCUGACAGCGUGCAUGAUUUUUUUUUUAUAUAUUUUUUUAAUAUUUAUACAUACAUAACAAUUUGGUGGGGAUGAUUGUAUCAAAUGCCUAUAUGUAUUUAUUCAUAAGUAUUCUAUGGUUAUCGUUUGUUUUUUUUCUUUUGAUCCAUUAUAUACGACACUCACAAUCAAUUUUCUUUCAUUGUAUUAUAACUAUAAUUAUAUUUAACUGAACAAAUCUAAACAAAAUUUAAUUUUGAUGCAUGUGACACGUUAGUUUUAAUUUUUGGUUAACAGUACGUUAUACCCGCAUCUACUUUCUCAGUUCAACUACCGGGUAACAUGCAAAAAAAAAUGCUUACGUAGAAUAAGUAAAACUAGCUUAAUUUUUAUUUUAGAGUAAAAGUACCUACCCAUUAUAAAAUUUAUAGAGAACUAUAUUUUGUAUAUAAUACAUAUAAUUAUUGUAUUAUUCUAAAUAUACAGCUCUGUAUAAAAAUACAAAAAUCUUUUUAGAGUCUGCGAGGAGCGAGGAAUGUAUUAGUUUUACUAUGAUGUUAUUUUUUUUUUAUAUAUACUGUAUAUAAAAAUGCUACCAGAAAUCUUGCUCAGAAAUAUUAAGUACAGUACCUUUUCUCAAAGGAAAUUUUUCCGGGGUAGUACUUUAGUAAGGAAGUCAUUAUUUGAUUUUCUCAGGAGUUUUUCUAAUAAAUGGGAAAAAACGUAGGAAAAACGAGAAAAUUUAUGAAAAUAAUGAUUUUAAUAUUUUCAAUUUUAGUUUUUUUAUGUAAUCUAGAAACAAUUAUUCAUAUUUUCGAGUGAUUAAUAGACAUUUUAAUUUUACGAGUGUUUUAUGUAAUAUAUUUAUUCGGUACGUACUUUGUGGAUAAAAUUGUUUGAUCAAACAGAAAUGCUUGAAUAUCAAACAAGAAGUUCAUUAAGAUGUACUUGGUGGUCAACAAGAAAAAUUUUAAUUUAAUGAAAUUUUUUUUUUUAUAAGAACUGUAAUACGAAAUUUUGACGAAAAUCGCAAAUAUUGCGGCCUUUAAAACAUGUAUAACUGAACUCCGCUCAGAAUCGUUUUUCGUUAGCAAAGAUUUUAAUCGCUGCGUACAGAUAUACAUUAAAUUCCCCUCUAUGUAUACUACCUUCCUAACUUCUCACCUACAACGCAUUGUCCCAUCAAUCAUACGAAGUAUGUCCGUCUUUUUUUUUUGUUUUUUAAAUAACUGUAACUUUUUAAUAGUUCAUAAUUCAUAAAACAUUUAUAACUUUCCCUCCGAAAUAUUGUUCUCUAUAAAUUUCAUAAUACGCACUUUUACUCUAAAAUCAAAAUUAAGCUAUACUUAUUCUGCAUAAGCGUUGUUGUUUUUGCAGGUUACCGGUAAUUGGGCUGAGACAAAAGAUCCGGGUAUAACGUCCUCUUAAGUCAAAAGUUUAAUCGUAUUUGGUUUGAAAACUGAAAUUUAAUCAUAUAUUUAGUUUAUUAUUAUUAUAGUCAUCUUGUAUAAUUAGUGAGAAUUUAUACAACAUUAUUAUUGGUAAUUGUAUUUAAUUUAUUAUUAUUUUUAAUAUCGUAUAAGCACUUGUAUUAUAAUUUAUAACUAUACAUUCGUGUUUUUAUUAACAUAAUAUUUUAGCAAACGUGUAUAGUUAAAAUAUUUUAAGUGUAUACCUACAUUUUAUUUGAUUUUACAUAUUAUUUCUUUACAUAAAUACAUCGUUGUGCUGUUAAAAAAAAAGUAACUUUAAUUUUUAAAUUUCAUUUAUGGGUAGGUACAAGUACGAUAAUUAUUAUAUACUAAGUAUAAUAUAUAGUAAUGUAUCCAUGUUGAAUAGGUUAAUAGGUACCUAUACAAAAAUAUUUUUAAUUAUAUUCACGAUAAAUUAUCUUUGUUUUUAUAUAUGAUUAAUUUUAAUGUAUUCGAUUCAAUACGUCAAUUACUCGAAAUCUGGUACCUAUUCUUAAAUAUCGAAACAUUGUUUAUUUUUAAAGAGGUAUAGAAAAUUGUUUACCAAAUGUUAAACUAUACAAAUUAAUUAAUUUUAAAUUUAGCGUAUACCUAUACCCAGCGUUUAAAUCACUGAACACACGCCUGUCACAAAGUUUUUUCUUUUUUAAAAUUGUUACUAAAUUGUGCGUGUUAUUUUAUUAAUUUAAUACCUACCAGUGGCCAUGUAUUUUAUUUUUAUCCUCUCGUAUAAUGUAAAUGAAAAAAAUAUAUAUAUACUUGCAGCCAACUCUAUUGCUGCGCGCGAUGAUGGCAUACGCAGUUCUAUAUAGAUGCGUGUAACGGUUUUUUCCGCCCCAUCGUGAUUUGAGGGUGCGUGUGCAUUUGCAGUAGGUCCCCCUUUCAAUUAUUCACCAUAGUUCACAAUGUUUCCCAAACACUGGUUUCUAAUGUACAAUAUACUUAUACCAAAUAUAAUUUUUCUUUACAAAGUAUAACGGUCAAUAUUAUUUUAUGUUUCUGCAAAUACCUAUACUGAAAGAAAAACUUUUAUGUUUAUAGUUGAAAAAAAAUAUUACAUACCUAUUUGCAAUUACAAAUGUUUAGUUUUGAGUUAUUGUACAAGUAUAUUAAUUAUAGUUUGAUAUAUUAUUGUUUUAUUGGUUGUGUACAUAAUACUAUACUCUAAUUUUGAAAAAAAAAAAUUAAUUUAAUAUAGAUGGGACAAAAUGUAUAAAUUAGACAAUUUUUUGAAAAAUACUGCAGUAGGUAUAAAAAAUUACAUUUUUAAAAAAAUAGUUUGUUAUUCAAAAAUUAAAAGUAGGUAGUCGGUUCAUCCAAAAAAUAAGAGUGAACAAAAAUUACGGUAAUAAAACAUUUCAGAAUUACUAUUGUUUCUUAAAUUAUAAAAAAUCCAAAAAAGUUAUUAAUACUUUUCAAAACAUCGCAAUGAUUAAAAUUUUCGUGGAACACUAUAUAUCUACGUUGAAAAUACUAUCGAGUGGGUAUAUCAACAUAUGAACGCAAGCCGUUAUUUUAUUAUGUCUUUUUGUUUCCACCACCAUAUUCUUUAAAGUUGUAUACAAUGUAUAUCGAUGUUAAUUCGUUACACCACUCACCAUCGUAUCACACAUAUUGUAUUAAGUAUAGGGCUAUAUUAUAUUUUUAUAUGAAUGCGGGAUAACGGUCAAAACUGAAUUCCAAUUGAAAUAAUAAUAAUAUGUAAUUUUUUAACUUACAUUUACCUACCAGUACAAUACAAAUAAUGUAAAAGGUUAUAUUAUAUAGUAAUUAAAGGAAGCUACUCGUAUACAACAAUAAUACAUCACGAUGACUGUAUAGUAUUUAUAUUCUACGUUAACGAAUAAGACGUAUUUUAUAACUCGUUAAAAUACGGUUAUAAAUACACGUAGAGACUUGAAACUUGGUAAUAAUACUUAUAUUGGACUUACCUAGACGUAGUAAUAUUUCCAAAAUCAUCGGACGCCAUUUUUUUUAAAAUAAGCGUUGUGAAAUCAAAUUUAAAUGAAAAUCGCAAAAAUUAUGUAUUACCGAACUGUGCUCGGAAUCGUCUUUCGUCUAGCAACGAUAAACGAUAAACAUUGCUUACAGAUAUAAAUGAAAUAACCUUAUGUAUCCUACUUUCCCAAUUUCUUACCUACAACAGUGGCCGCUCCCAUCCCCAGUAUCAGCUAUCUUUUAUUUUUUAUUUUAUUAUUUACAAGAUAACUUAUAUAGGCCCAUUACUUAUAUCAAAUUUAGUUUACGUAGUAAUGUCAUGCAUUUUUCUGUGGGGGUAUACCCUGAAAGUCACCCCUUUGAAAUAAACACUGGAUACAGUUCUAUAUAAUAUAUUUUAUUUUAUUUAAUUAUAUAUGGGCCUGCAAAAAGUCAAUAUAAUAUAUUAUGUGCUAAACAUGAAUAUAUUUCGUAAAUCGCGCAAUUUGUCUAUACGUCUUACUUAUAUGGGUUACUAUAAUAAUAUAAUGAAUUUAUAAUAUUUUUUUUCAAUUUUGUGUAACUGUGAAUUUGAAUAUACUUAACCUAUUUAAUUUAAUAUGUGAUAUGACUAUUUGUUUUAGAUUAAUUGGGCAAAAAAUCUCCAAUGUUGGGUGUCCAUAAUAUCAUACUGUACUUGGUAAGUUCAACAUAUGAAAUACCUAAAUGCUAACUUUUUUUUUAGAUUCUGAAUGAAGUGAAGAAUAUAUUGGUUUUACGAUGAUGAUAUUUUUUUUUAUCCGUGAAUAACUUUUCUACCAGCAAUUUUGCUCAACUGUAGUACUUUUUCUGCAAAAUCUGAUUGGGGUGGUUCAUUAAGAAAGUCAAUUUUUUGAUUUUCCUAUAAAAUUAUGUGGGAAAAAAUGGGAAAAUAGAUAAAAUAUUAAACAAAUAUUACACAAGAAAAUAUACAAUGCAUAUAUAAUUAUUUCACCAUAAUAUGACAUAUAUAUUGUUGACAAAGCAACACUAUUAACCGAACUCUACUCAGAAUUGUUUUUAGUUAGUAAUGGUUAAUUGUUGCGUACAGAUAGAUACAUAUAUGUAUAUAGAUAUACAUUGAAAUUCCAUUCUACCUUCCUAACUUCACACCUACAACAGUGACCCACCAUCCACCCAUCGUGCAAAGUAUGUCUGUAUCUUUUUAACUAUUGUUUAGUAGGAAAUUUAAGUGAUAUCAUAUUUUUUUUAAAUAAUAACCUAACAAACCACCUAUAUAAUCGUUGUAAAAUUGUAUUGAUUAUUUGACAACUAGUGCAAAAAUUAAUUUUGAUUACUAAUGACUAAUUUUAUGGUUAAGUUCGCACCGAAAUGUGUCUAGUUAAAUCUAAAUAUUAUAAAAGCACUAAUUAAUUGUAUUAUUAAAUUAUCAAGUACAUAAUUAGUUAAUAGUUUCAAUAGUUUUAAAUAAACACCUUUAUUACCUAUAUAUUUUACAUUUGACUUAUUAUGUGGCCUUAAUCUCAAAAACUCGGUACAUGCCUCUCACUUUAUUACGAAAGAUACUAGUCAUAAAAAAUAACAUUACUAUAAAUCAAAAUGUAUUUACCGAAAAAUAUAUUACACUCUUUUAAAAGAUGUCAAAUAUACAAAUAAAUAAUAUUUUAAAGAAACUAUUAUGUCUAUUAAUAUUGUUAAUACUUACUCUUAAGAAAUUAAACACUAAAAUUUUAACAAAUAGAAGAUUUUGUGAAAAUUAAUUUAUUAUUAUUAAAAAUAUAUUAUGCCUCUGCUCUACAGUUAAUAUAUUAAUUGUUUUUUAAGUGGGGAACUUAAAAUAAAAAAAUAAAAAUAGCCAUUUUGAAAAGUAGGUUUUUAAAACUGGUAAUUGAAACUUUUAUUUAGAUAUGGUCUUUUAUUUUCUACAAUUUUUUGAUAUUUUCGCAAUUAUAAAUAUUAUUGUGGUUUAUAAUCUAUUAUAAUAUAUUUAAUCAGUAUUAUAUCAGUACUAAUCAAUAUUCUUGUAGGUAUAAUAUAAAUUAAUUGAAAAAUAAAUUCUUGUAAUUUGAAGUGCUCUUACUUCUGUAGAACAAAAGUUUAAACCAUCACCAAACUAUUUCUAAAAAUCUGUUCUACAAAAUGACUAUUUUAGAUUCUGAGUGUAGCAAGAGAUUUAUCGGUGUUACUAUAAUGUUUAUUUUUGUAUUUUUAUAUUUAUAUAUAUAUUUUUUAUUUUUUGUAUGUGUAAACAACUUUCUACCAGAAAUAUUGCUCCAAUAUAUAUGGGUGAUUUUUUUUUUACAUGAUUAGUUAGGUAUAUAAAUAUAUUUAAUUAGGUUAGUUAUAUUAACAUGAAUUAUCUCAGAGAAUUUCAAGUGAAUUUGAUUUCUGUUUUUUCUAAUCAUUAUGGAAUCGUUUAAGCUUUAUUUUAAAACCAUUUAGAAUUUUUUAACCCUACUCCAUAAACCUUAUAUAAGUGCAUACUUUUGAUUUUUAAAUAGGAUCCCCCUCCUUUUGAACACAGAUUCUAAUAGAUAAUAUUUUUCUAGAAAUUUUGGUAUGCAUAACACCAAUAUCAGAAUAUCAGAGUAUUAAAUUGCUUAUCUAUGACCCUUUUCUACCCUUUUCUAAAACGGCAAAUAUUUACGGUUUGCCGCGGCGUUAACGAUUUCAUUAGUUUUAUUUUUUUUUUAAUGUUUUCUACCAAGAAUAUUGCUCCAAUAGAAAAAUGACAAGAGUCCUUUUUGUUACAUUUUUAGUCUAGUUCAUGACUAAAAACGAGUUUUUUUUUCUCUGUAGUUUUAUGAAUACAAUUGGGACAAACUAGAAGAAAACGUAGAAUGUUCCAUUUUCUAUAAGAAAUAUUGCUCCAAUUGUAAAAUAACGAGAUAUUGUUUGUUAAACUUACAAUCUAGUUAAUUGGUGACCAAGAAAGUAAUUUUUUUAAUAAUUGAGCAGAUCCUAAAAAUACCUAGAGAGAACGGUUAAAUUCACGAAAAUAAUUAUUUUUUUAUUUAAAAUUUUCUUUUUUUUUUUAAUGAACCUCUAAUUUGGUUAAAAAUAUGUAUUGAAAAUAUUGAAUAGACCAAAAGUUUUUUCAAUUGUCAGAUCAUGGUGGAACACUCUGUAUGUAUAACCAAUAAUCAAGUUAUCACUUAUCAUUUUAAUAUAAUAAAAUAUCGAAAUCCAUACCAACCAUUUAAUUGAUUUUGAUAUUUGAUAAUGUCUUCGAGAUAAUAAUUGACAUAUAAUCGAGGUAUCGAAUCGCUCAUCCCUACAUAAAAUAUAAAAAUAACGUAAAUAUAAAUAAUAGUUAUAAACAAUUAUCCAAAAUAAAUUGAGUGUUUUGUAUUUGUGAAAAUCUUUGAUCGCUAUUGUUGUCUGUUAUUAUAUACACGGUGCACACAUACAUUUAUAGGUAAAAAACGAACACUACCUAUUAGUUAUUACAUUUUAAUUGCUUAUAAAUUUAACACUAUUUUAAUAGUGCAAAAUGUAAUAUAUAAUUUGUUGCUUGUAAUAUAUCAUACACAUUAUUCAAUAUUAUUAUACCUUGUUUGAUGGUCACUACCACAAUAAUUGCGGAAAGCAAGAAUGGAUUUCGUUUAAUAAUUCUUUAACAUCGUAUACUGCACUGUGUAGCAAUACUAUAACUUGCUAUUAAUAUUACAUACGAAACUGUUUUCAAAUUAGUUACUAAACGUGCAUUGUUAUAUAUAUAUAUAUAUAUAUAUAUAACAAUACAUAUAUAUAAUAUAUAUAUAUACAGAUAGAUAGAUAUAUGUGUACGUCGUCACUCGUUAUAUUUAUAUUAUAUUGCGCAUGUGUUUAGAUUGCAAGGUUUAAUAUAACACAAUAUUGGUGUAUUGAACGAAAAAUAUUAUUUUAUCAUAUCCAAAAAUAUUACAUACAUACUUGUACAACACAACGACAUAUUAUAUUAUAUCGUAGAUAUAAGGCGUAAUAUAACGUUUCCAAGUGAGUACGAAGUACCCGUAAAACAAUGUUAGCACUUUAAAGUCUUCAAAUCCAAAUACUCCAGUUAUAUAUACAGUCUGUGUGGUAAUUUGAUACCUAUUUCUAUUUCUUAGAUAAUUUUAUUGAAUAUGCUAUUAUUUUAGAUACUUAGAAAUGUAUGUGUAUUUAUAAACAUUUAUUAUCUAUUAAAUAAUACGUAUUGCUCUAUAGAAACAUAUUAUUACUAUGGCUAAAACCAUAAUAUUAAGAUUAAAAAAUACGAAUUAUUUGCCUUAAAUUUUUAGAAGGUAUAUUUUAAACAUAUUAACAUAAGAAGUUUUACUAAUAAAAAUACUUAAAACAUUUUUUUUUUUUUAUAAUAUAAAAAGCAAUUUUUUUUAAUAUAAUAUUUAUCUUAUUAGUUUCGGUAUCAAAAUCGAUUUUCUACGAGUUUUUUUAUAACUACGACCAAAAUCUGCAGGAUAAGAACUAAUACUUAGAAAGUACUAAAGCAAAGUUUUCAUGCUUUACUUUAAUCUAACCCAUAAGAAACAAAUCAACAAAAUAUUAGGCACCCAAGUUUGAUACCAUCAAUUUUAAAUGCAAUGAUUAGUUAUAUUAUUUCAUGUGACACCAAUAUUGAAACAUAUUUUUAACUCUGGCAUGUUUUUAAUAAUCACCAUAAUCUGGGUUAUAGAAUUAAGUUGAAUUUGAAUUCAUAAUAUUCGUCACUAAGUACACAAAAUCUAAUAAACUUUAUACAAUUAUAAUAUGGCUGAAAUAUAUAUAUAUUGAUAAUAUGCAUAAAUAAAAUAUUUAAUUUCAUCUGUAAAUUAAAUUAUUCUUUUAUUCAGUCUAUAAUAAUAGCUUUUAUUAUCAUAUUAUUUAAUAGUUGCUAUACUAUAAUAUAUAUAUAGAUAUACUCGUAAAAUGUUAUCGAAUCCAUUACGCAUAAAUGAUUCAAUUGUAUAUACUAUUAUUUUCUUAUAAUUUUUUUUUUCUACGUUUUGUUUUAUUUUGUUUUUUAAUUUGUGUUUGUUAUAUUAUUUGUCGAAGAGAUUGACAUAAUUUCCAUUUAGUUCGCGCUCGUAUAUACUUAUAAGUUUGCUUAUUUUCGUGACAAUUUAAACAUAAAAAUAAUAUCAAUAAUAGUACUUUUUUGUUAACAAAAUGUAUUCUGCAUAAAAGCUGACUAAUGAUAAUACAUAAAACUUGGUACUUACAUAGUCGGCAUUAUGGUGACAGAUAUUUAAAAAAAAUUACCAAUGUAAAACAUUGCUGCGACAUAAAAUCGUCUCAAAAUAACGAGGCACUUAUUGUAUUUUUUUUAAAUAAAAAUAAAAGCUAAUCUUUCAUAAAUAAUAUCACGAGUUUAUGUGUAACUCAAAGAUAAUACAAAUUGUUUAAUAAUGUUAUAAUUUAGAAAAAUAAAAUUUUGAUUAAUUUUUUUUAAAUUGAUUUAUCAAUUGUUUCUUAUGUAUUUUAUAUACUGCUCACGAUUUUCCUUUACAUAUUAUAAAAUCUAAUAGAAUCGAUAAUAUUUAUGGUAUUUUAUUGGACAUUCACAUUUUUAAUUUUGAACGGAGCGAGGAAUGUAUUAUUUUUAUAAUUUUAAAUUUAUAUUUGAAUGGUUUAUUUUUUUAUAUAUCUGUGAACAACUUUUCCAAUCCAAUUUCGCUCCAAUUUUCCCAACUUCAUAAUAAAUGGGAAAACCAGAACAAUUUUCGAAAUAUAUUUAUGUUUAAAUUUUUUGUUUUAUUUUGAUUCAAUUAAAAAUAUUUGUAGAAACUUAAAGUUUGGACAGAAAACUUAUAAUUUCCUUUUCCAGACGUGGUAAAAUUGUCGAAACAUUGUAGUAAUUUUUGAGCUAUUUAUAGGCAUUUAAAUUUUACAGGGUUUUUUUUCGUAAUUUUUGUUCGGUCGGUUCCUAUAGUUAAUAUUGUUAAACCAAACAGAAAUGCUAGAAUAAGAGGUUCAUUAUAAUUCGUACUACGUGGUUAAAAAAAAACAAAAAAAUUAAGUGUAAUGUAGAAUUUUUUUAUAAGGAUUUUAUUAUCAAAGUUUGAAAGCUACACUAUUAACCGAGCUCCGCUCAGAAUCGUUUUUCGUUAACAAUUAUUAAACGUUACAUACAGAUAUACAUUAAAUUUCACCUCUACGUUCCCCACUUCUUACCUUCAAUAGUAGCCCACUUAUCAGAAUUGCGAAGUAUAUAUGCCCGUCUUUUUAGUUUUAAUCAUUAAGAAAACAUAUAUUACCUACCGUAUUCAAUGUAUUUCUUGUACAUAUUUAAUAUGUUCACUUAUAUUACUUAUACAAUCUACUGAAGCUAUCGAAUGGGUGAAAAGCCUGGACAUUAUUCUAUAGUCAUUAUACUUUUAUACUUUUAUACUGUUGUUUAUACCAAUUGUCAUUAUAUUCUGUUUUGCUACCUGCUUAUUACUAUACAUAAAUUAUAUAUAUAUUGUUACAUUGUCUAUGCCAUACGAAUAAAUAAAUAAAACUUAUACAAUAAUAAUUAUUAUGAAACAAAAUGAUACCAAAAGAGUAUGCAUACAACUAUUGUUCCUUAAAUCUCUUCCAAAACAUAAUCAAUGUAUUUUAAAUUAAUUUAUUAAGUUGAAUAUUAUUUAAUUAUAUAUUUUUAAUUAUUAACAGGUUAAACAGGUAUAGGGAUUGUAUUUAAAUUGUAGGUAUAAUGAAAAAAUUAGUAUGCCGUGACCAAUUUUUUUUAUCGUUUUUCGGGUGAUUGUUAUUAUAAAGUAAAAACGUCGCGAUAAUGAAAAUAUAAUUUCCAUAUGUACUCGUAUACAGGUAUAAUCCUAUAAGUAUAGUAUUAUUUGUAUCCUACAUUAUGUCUAUUCAAUACCAACCGUGAUUUUAACGAUUAAAAUAUUAUUUAAAAACUUACUAUAUUAUGCUUAAACGCGUAAAUAUAAUUUUAUACACUCUGGUAGUUUCUUCCACGAUUACACGUGUGCCUAUAUUUCCAUACCUUUCUACUUGCCUAUCUAUAAUAAUAGGUAACCGUAGUACCGAUGUCAUUCUUUACUGCGGGCACGUCGAUUGGGAUGCGAACAGAAGUAAAAUAUUUUAUUAUUACACAUAUAGUAAACAGGAAGGUCUCCAUGGUCGUCGUCGUUAUCGUCGUACACGUCCCGGAGAACGAACCAUUGUUGGUCGGAAACGGGCAAGAGCAGAAUUCAUAAUGAGAGUGCGCGACUCCAGCUCGCGGGUGUGUUGCCCUUUGAGAAAUGCACCGAAGUUGUAGCUCGCAUACUCCAUUUAUCACAGAAUAUAAUAUAAUAUUAUCGUGUACUCACCGAAAUCUAUUUACUAUUAUACAAAAAAUUAAUUUUUUAUAAUCAUAAUCUUCCAUCAUCAUCACAUUAUCAUAUAUUGUAAGAUUUUGGUGCGUAGGUGAAUUAUUAUAUUACGUAAGAAAAUAAUAUUUUCGUCAAAAAUAUCUGCUGCAAUAUAUGCGUUUGAAAUCACCCCCUCCCCCAAUUUCGGUAACUAUUAUAUUUGAUUGUAUUACAUACUAUUCCUCAAAUUAAUUAAAACAUAUUAUUUUUAUGGUAGGUAUAAUACCUUAAAUACGAAGACCGUUAUUAGCGUAUAUUCAACCUACGUUAAAAUCUGCAGAUGCAACUACUGUCAUACGAGUAUAAUAUUUUAUGCGACCCGAUUUCUAUCAUUGAUAAUUAUUAUUUAUAACAUUAAAUAUAGCCAGUAUAGGUAUAUACUUUAUAUAUAUAACUAUGUUAGUGUAUAGCAAAUAAUAAGUAUAAUUUUAAUGAAUAAUGUAACAUUAAAAAUUAAACCUAACCUCUAUUAAGUACCAGUAGAAAUUAAAUAGGCCUAAUAUUAAUAUUUUAUUUUAAUCAUAAUGUAAUGCAAUCGUAAUAAAUAUUAAUAUAUAAUUUUCAACCUAACCUAAUAUUAAAUUUGAUAAAAUUAAUAAUUAUAUAUGACGCAAUGCAGUUUACAAUAACAGUUUCAAUAACUAUAGUAUUCAAUGUUUUGAAGAUCUCAACACUGUAAAAAUCCGGAAAGUAUAAAUGCCUAUACCAGAAAGUCACGGACUAUAGUGAUCCGAUUACGAUUACGAUUAUCAGUAUUAAUAGUGUUUUUGAAAUUCCGGAUUAUUCUUGUGCGUGACAUUCCAGAAAUUUCUUGUCCGGGAUAUUACAGUCCAUAAGAUUAUAUUUCGAAUUUUUUUUUCCGGAUGAUUAUAGUCCGGGACUUUCUGGUUUUGGUAUUUAUGCUUUUUAAAUUUGUACAGUCCGGAAUAUUCUGGUCAGAGUAUUUAUUUUUUCCGGCCGAUUACAGUCCGGAUUUUUACAGACUAUCGUUUUCUUGUCCGUAAAUUUACAUUCCGGAAUUGUACAGGCCGUUAUAUUUUCCGGGAUUUUCUAGCCGGCUCAUCAAAGGACACAUCCUUAAUACUUCAAUAUGCUUAAACAAAAUUUUAACCGGUCCGAGAGAAAUUCAUUUUUCCGGCCCCAUUAUUUAUUUUAUAUAUUUGUGAACAUGACAGAUUUAACCACUUUAUCAUUGUUCGUCAAUCAAUCGCAAUCAUAUUACCUUAAAUCGUGAUCAUUUUUCUCUUCGUUAUAAAAGACAUAUGCACAAUACGUCAUAGGUAAUAAAAAACAUUUUUAUCGAAAAAUAAAAAAAGGAAUAAUUUUAAGUAUAAAAUCAGUUUUAUGAUAAUAUGAGUCAUGACCGGACUCCGGCCCACCGGGAAACUUCCCGAUCUCCCGGUGGCACAAUCCGCCAUAACUGCCUGGUUCCAUUUUAAGAUUCUGUAGGGAUGUACAGAGCUAAAACACUCCCUCUCAUAGCAACAUGGUACAGUUCAUAUUAAAAUUCAACCAAAAUUGUAUUACUUAAAUUCUCCUAUAAAAAAAACUCGAAUUCCCGAGUUUGAGCUCUUUUGGUACAAAGGAGCUGCUAAAAAUAUUCAAAUAUAACGGGAAAUUGAUUUUGGAGGAAAAUGAGAAAAUUCGACAAAAAUCGUACAAGAUUAUAAUAAUGAAGUAUAAUACUACUUUUUCAUAAAUUAUUAACUUAUAAAAAAUCGUAUUUUAGUGAAAAUAUAAUAAGUCAGAUAUUUAUUAAUAAUUUUUCUUUUUAAUAAAAUAAAUAAACAUAGUAUAAUAUCUGUAUAAUAAAUUAAUCAAAUACAGAACUAUAUAAUUUAUUACAUUUUAGAAUCCAUGUUUAAUAAAUAAAUAAAGAUCAUUGUCCUGAUGAGAAAUAACUUUCAUAUUUUCCAAUCUUUACGCUUUUAAGUACUUUAUUCUUAAAAAUUUUAUUAAACUUGUCCUUGUUAAAAAAAACGUAUAGGAAAUUCUCGUUCGAUAAAACCAUAUAAAAUAUAUCUUGACAUAAACUAGUAUAAUAAUAUUUUUCUGAAACUAGUUCUGAAAUCGUCAUUUAUUCUCGUUUUGAUGUCGGAUGUCACGGAAAUAUAACUUUCGUUUUUUUUUAUUCGAUGAAAUUAUCUUCAUUAGGUAGGUAUCUAAUACUAUCUGUAUAACGAUGCAAUUAGUUAAACGUUUCCCUUGAAAUAUUUGUAUUGAAUCUUAUAUAAAUAUAUGAUAUAUAAUAUCCUAUGUUUAUAUUUUUUUUUUCGAUUUCAGCCUACGGUUUUUUUCUUUAAGUAACCUAUAAUAACUCCAAAAGACGCAGUGUUAUGACAAAAUUUCAAGAGAGUAAAACAGUGCGAGACAUCGAGAUUCUUGUGUAAUCUAUGUAAACGAACUAACUAUAUUAAAUAUAAUAUACAAAGGACGAAGAGGGAAUACUCUUUACAAGUAAACCAUCUCAAGUGCUUGUAGGUUAUUUACAUAAUAAUAUAAUGAGUGGUUAAUUAAUUUACUUGGCCGACAAUCGAUAUAUAUAUAUAUAUAUAUUUUUAAACGUAUGUAUGUAUAAUGUAAUAUACCUACCAUUCGGUCAUUACACUAUAGAGAACGACGAUAAAAUGUAUACUAGUGCAUAUGCGUGGCUGGUGCAGCAGGAAAUCUAUUGCCUGUUUCUUGGGUUUCGAUCGUUUAGAAAUAACAACGUAAUAUAAUAAUAUAUGGUGCAUUAUAUUAUAGUAACAUCUUUUUUGUAAAAUACACAUAUAUGUAUAAAGAUACCUAUGUCAUUUAACGGACUGAACAUCAGUAUUCGUAUACGGGUAUACGGGGUGCCAUUAGUACAUAAAUUAUUAAAACGUGGAUGUUUUAUAAUUCACUAUGCACUUGCAGACUACAUACACCCGGGUGAUUGAUUUAACGUGAAAUACUCAUUAUGAACAAUCAUGAUUGUUUCACGUUAAAUCAAUCUGCCUGUAUAUAAUGAACUUAGGUUUGAUAAUAUCUUAAUAUAGUAUAUGUGCCUAUUAACUUGAUCGAUUAGCCAAAUAAUAAUAUAAUAUUGUUUUAUUUUAAUCCAUAAUAAACUUAUUUUAUUAAAGUAAUAUUAUUAAGUCGUAGGAUUUAGGAGGUACAAAAAAAAAUAAUCCUAAAUGGCUAAAGAAUUGUUUGCAAUUUUAAUUUGUUGAAACCUAACUCAACCUAUAUUAGGUCCUUAACCUAACCUUGCUUUAUAAACAUGACUAAAAUAUGCAUACCUAAUAUAUAAAUACAACUAUGAAUAUAACUAAUAAUAAUAAUUGUAAUUUGUAUAAUAGUCAUUAUAGUUUAUAGUGCACAUGAAUGUAUUCGAUUUUGAAAAAUCGAUAUCGGUAUUUCAAUCUUUUUUCUUUUUUUUUAAUGAUAGGGUAAACAGAUAUAUCAAAUUAAAAUACUAAAGUUAGCUCGAAACUUGUAACACAAACUAAUAAACUUUAAAUGAAAAUUGUUUCUUUCUCAUAUUUUAUAAGUAUGUAUUUAUAAUUUUAAAUAUACUAUUUAUUUAUUAAACUACCUAAGUACAAGAUUGUAUAAGCAGUGGCGUAUCGUGGAAAGCAUUUAAAAAACAUUUAAAGCACUUAAAAAAAGUCGUCUUCUUUAAAUUAAUAAUACAGUUAUAGACAAAUCUACUUAAACCCAUUAAAGUUUUAAUGAUGCGAUAAAUUACAUUUAAUUAUAUAUUUAUGAUAAUAUACAUAUCUGACAAAUAACAAUAUUACGUAAAAAAAAACACUUAUUGAAAACAUUUUGGGGUAAGAAGAUUAUAAUCCUCCACCCACUUAUUGACUAUGUCACUAUUUGUAGGUAUAUCUAAUGUAUGUAUGUAUGUAUGUAUGUAUGUAUAUAUGUAUGUAUGUAUGUACCUAUAUGGCUAUAUAUGAUUGUGAUUUAUAGUCUCAAAAAUUACUCAACCUAUUUCGCUGAAAUUUCAGUUUGUUGUUAUUAGUUCCAGGAGUGUUUAGAGAGAGGUUUUAAUGGGAUAGUCAACCCCUAAAAUGGGGCUCACGCAGACAAAUAUUAAAAUAUUGUACACUAGCAAAACCGGUUAAUAUAGCUAGCAUUUUACAUACAGAAGCUGUCAAAAGUAUACAUUAUUGUAAUCUUCAGUGUGUAUACAAAUGUUGAAAUAUAUGACCGUUGGUUAUUUUUGUUAAAUAUCGGUUUAAUAAUAUGUUUGUAGGUAUUAUUAUUUUAUUUCGUUGCCAUUGCAAAACAAUGUCGAUACCUGCUGCAAAAUAUAAUAUUAUGAACAUUGAUAUUAUUAUUCUUAUUAUUAUAUACUUAUACUCAGACUAUGACGUAAUACUUAUACGGUCUAUACCUAUAUUAUAUAUUAUACUAAGUACAUACAUAAUAUUAUAGAAUGAAGUACUCUCCGCUGUACUCGUAUAUUUCCCUAUAUUUAUUUAUUUUUUUGCGGUAUGCGUUUCAAACCGGUUUGAUCGCAUAUUCUAAACACAUAAUAUAAUAUAUACCUGGUUAGUAUUAAAAAAAAAAAAAAUUACACAUCACCAAACGGUCACCCUGCAAAGGGGAAAUAAUAGUUGCGAAUUCUUUUUUUCCUACCAAUAUAUAUUAUAAUAAGCAUGCAAAGUACACAAUGUUUACCUAUAAAGUACACGGCAUAUGAUAGAUGUUCCUAUAUUCUGUUUACCUAUCAACGAUAAAUCAUUGCUAAAGAAAUAAGAUUCUUAGUGAAGUUCGUUUAUACAUGAUUUUAAUAUUUACGAUUUUUAUUCAAAUUUGAUCUUAAAAUCAUAUUAAAUAAAAGGGCUGAUACUGGAGAUGGGAGUAACCACUGUUAUAGGUGAGAAGUUGGGAAGGUAGGAUACAUAGGUUAUUUUAUUUCUAUCUGUAAGCAACGAUAAACCAUUGCUUGACGAAAGACGAUUCCGAGUGCAGUUCGGUAAUACAUAAUAUUUUGCCAUUUUUGUUUAAAUUUAAUUUCAAAACGCUUAUUAAAAAAAAAAAGUCGUCCGAUGAUUUUAGAAAUUUUACCACGUCUAUGUAAGUCCAAUAUAAGUAUUAUUACCAAGUUUCAAGUCUCUACGUGUAUUUAUAACCGAAUUACACCAAAAAACCAUUAACCAUUGCCAACGACGAACGAUUCUAAACGAAGUUCGGUUACACAUAUUUUAAAAGGUUGUAAUAUUUACGAUUUGAAAAUAAUAAAUUUCGUACAUUUUCCGGUUUUCCCAUUUAUUAUUCAAACCCUCGGGAAAAUUAAAAAAUAAAUUUUCAUAAGUAUCACCUCAGUCAAAUUUUCUUUUAGAAAAGGUGGUAUACUUGAAAAUCGGAGCGAAAUUUCUGGCAGAAAAAUGGUUUACAGAAAAAGUAAUAUAAUAAUAAUAAAAAUAAUGAUCAUUAUAAAACCAAUACAUUCCUCGCUUCGCUUAGUAUCUAAAACGUUUUAAUUCAAUCAAUAAUUUUGUUUGUACCUACACAAACAAUAUUAUAUUAUAAUAUAUCAGAGAAUUAUAAUAAAUCCAUAUAAAUUUAAGUUUUAAAAUAUGAGUACGGUUAAAAGAAUAUAUUAUAUGGCCUAGUCGAGGUGACCACCUUACGUGUCACGUUUUUCGCGAUGGUAUGCUUAUACACUGUAAGAAAAAGGCACCCGUUUGUAUCCUGUAGGCUAUACCUACCUGCAUGUAGUAAGUAUAUAUAAUAAUAGAAAAAAAUAAUAAUAAAGGAGAAUUAUUGUUCCGACUAAAUAAUAAUAAUAAUAAAAACUAGCCGGUCUUACUACACGUGAGGGCCAAAGACCUCCAUUGGACUUACAGUGUGUUUACAAUUUACACAUAUCCGAUAAUAUGUCUUGUCACGGUGGGCCGCGCGAAUGCAUACACUAGACACACACACACUGUGCAGCUUCCACUGUUGAUUUAACACUAUUUAGCGUUAUCUAUGAAUAAUUUUAUGUGAUCAAUUAAUUUUUUAAAAAAAAUCUCUAGAGUACCUACUUAUAUAGGUACAUAAAAUAAAAUACAAUCAUACAAUUAAAAACACUCAUAUCAUUUAAUACCAACUAUGUCUAAUUUAUACGAAAUUCAAAUAAAAGUUCGUGUCAGAUUUUAAGUUUUAAUUUAUUAUUUUACAAUAAUAAAUGUUUUAGUUUUAAUUUAUAUUAGAAUAUUAUAUAAUAUGGGUAAUUUUCAUAAAACUACAAAACAUAUAUAUAAGCUUAUUUAAUAUAAUAGUAAUAUGCCAGUAUAGCACAUUGUUUAUUCAGUGUACAAGUCCUAGAACAAUUAUUGUUAGUUUUCAAUAAAUCUCCAUUUUUAAAUCUACUUCCCCGUGUCUACAGUAUACGAUGUUUUAAUUAGUUGUGUACAUUAUUUUAAUGUAAUACUUUAUAUUAAAAAUCGGCAUACUUUAAUAUUUAUUUAUUUAUAUAAUUCGAAAUAUUUAACAAUUAUUUUGUGUAUCGUAAAUAUUAAAUUACAUUAACAAACAUCGGUUUUUUUUUUCUUUUUUUAACUAUGUAUAUAAUAUUUUAUUGAUCAAAACGGUCUGCAGUUUAUACAUGGGAUAUGAACAUCAAUUUAUCCAUGGUUUAUUAAGUUUUCAAAAAUGGUAACUGGUAGAUGAAUACCUAAUAUAUACCUACAUAUAACCUACAAAAUAUUUAAAUUGGUGUACUGUUCUUGUGAGUAUAUUAUACUUUUUUUUUACCGUAAGUAACUGUCUAUAAAUAUACCCAUCAAAUUAAAUCAAGUGCUCCUUAUGGCCGAGUAUGACUCGGAACUUCAAAUCAAACAUUCGUUUAUAUAGUUUUCUUGCACAUCACAUUUUUUUUAGUAUUAAUAUAUGAUAAAAAUCAUUAUCAGUAACUGGAAAAUAACAUUGUAUAACAAUGGCCAUAACGUAACGGGUUUUAACGCACUAAAAGUAUUCAGUAAUGCCUAUACAUUCUUAUUUUAUUUGUAUUUGUAUUUUUUUUUUUUAAAUACACCACACGAUUUCGCAUGACACCUGCCAUAUGUAGCAUGAAAUUCUUAAGGAAAAUCCAUAUCUACACCGCCGUGUUAAUAUUAUGUAGGUAACAAAUUUGUUGAUGGACCGUGGCAAAAGAAACACAUUAGAUAAUAGUUUAUUCAUAAAACACUUUUAAAGUACACAAUUAUGGUAUCUACUACAAUCUACCGAGAAUUUUUCGACAGUAUGUGUAAAUAAUAAUAAUUGUUAUUCAUAUUAUAUGUAGCCAAUUUAGGUAUUGUAGACCUGCGAGGGCCGUCAAUUUUCAGUCCGAUCCAGUCCAAAAUAUUUUGUAAAAAAAAAAACUCGAGCUCUAUUCAAUGAUAAUGCUAAUCUCUUAAAAAGCCAAGUCCUGUCAUAAAUUUUGUUUGUAAAUUUGAUUCAAUAAUUGUUAAAUAAUUUAUAUGACAUUUCUUUAAUAAUAAAUGACAACAAUGAUGUUACAACUGGCUUUAUGUAGGUAUAUAAUUGUUCUGUUAAGUUUUUUUAAAAACUAACUGGAUUUAACAGAAAAUACUUUUAAUUUACCUAUAGAAAAUUAAACAUACAAUUUACAAACUAGAUCUAAAAAUGACCAAAAUUAUUUAAAAAUUAAAAUACCACAUUUAAAUUAGAUAUAUGGCUACUAAUACAGAAAUACAGUAAUAAUAGUACAGAAUAAUUUUUACUAAACUAUUUAAAUCCAUAUUCCUUCCAAAGAAAACUAACAAUUGAUUAUUUGUCUUAUUCUUAUAAUGAAGAUCUAUAUAAGUAGUAAUCACAUACAAUUUCAAUCAAUACUAUACUUACUAUCAAUACUCAUUAGUCAUUACAAUGUAAUAUCAACAAUAUUCAUUAAUCAUUAAAAUAAUUAAUUUUAUUGGUUUUUAUUCAAAUUUAAAUAUCAAUUAUUUAAUUUAAUAAAAUCUAAUAAAUUUAAUUAGUUUUACCUAAAAUGUAUUUUUAUAUUCAAAUUAAAAAUGUUGGAUGUAAAAUAAUUAAAAAGUGUUAUUAAAAUAAUAAUCAAGUUAUUUUUUCAUGUCAUAACUACAUAAUGUAUCAUGGUUGAUACAUUUAACAAAAAUAGAUUUCUAAGAUUAAUGUAAAAACAUUAGAGUAUCUAUAAACUAAUUCCUUUUAAGUUAAUAUGAUAUUUUUCAAUUAUAUGAUCAACUAUAAUAAAACUUUUUUCACUAGAUGCACUUGAAGCAGGUCGGCCUAACCCGUUAUAAAAUUCCAUGAUUUUAAAAAGCCCAAUUCAGCCUUUUGUUUAAUAUAUUAUGUCUGGACCGGCUCGGCCCUUGCAAGUUUUUAGUAGAUAUAUCAUACUAUUUAUACUUCGAUUUUCGAACAAAAUAAUGUUUUAACGAAAAUAGUUAAGAAUUAUAAUUUAUCAUUCUUUAUAUACAAAUUUUUGUGAUUUCAUAUUAAUAUCUAAUUAAAUAAAUAUAAUAAUGGUGUGUAUAAAAAUAUGAUACAUCUUGUAUCAUAGUGUAUAAUAUAUUAGACAAUAUAAUGACCUGUGUUUACCUUAAAGCUCAUAGAAAGUAUAAUACACGUACCAGUGCUUUAAUAACAACCUAUGUAAAAAUCAAAAUUAUAAUGAAUGAACUAUAUAGGUAGGUAUUCAAUUGAUAUUUCGUUUCUUGCACCUACAGCAGAAUUAAGUAUAAUAUUAUGAUGUCAUUAAAAAUAAUCAUAAAUCAUGCUUAAAAGUAUUAGUAUAAUAUAGUGAUUAGCAAACCUAACCAACAGUAAUAUUACUGUGUAUUAAAUUAUAUAGACACCAAUUUUAGUAUUUUUUAUCAAAUAAAAUGUUCUUUUACCACUACGUCAUAUAUAUUAUUAUUGUUGUUGUUUAACGGCAUUGCACUCUGAAUGGAGAUAAAUAUGAAAUGACUAACACCGGUAGUAAACAUGUGCGUAAAUCGUCGAAUGUCAUUGGGUAGGUAGACCGUAGACAUACAUACAUACAUACAUACAUACAUACAUACAUACAUACAUACAUACUUAUCAUUAUAUACUUAAAUAUACAUAUAUAUAACUCACUACUCACUUCAAUAGUUCAAUGAGCAUAUUUCCGAACGACCGAGAAGAAAGUGACCAAACGUGUUAUGAGAUAACGUAUAUUAUUGGCAUAAGAGCGCCCGCGGAGGGCUUGUUGUAGUAGUACUGGAGUGGCCUGCUGCCGUUCGCGAUUAUUUUUAAUCGUGAACAUUCUUUCGCGUUAUCGUAAACUAUAUAAAAAAAAAAAAUACGUACACCCGCGGUAUAUAGUUGGCACCUGGUAGUAUUAUAAUAAUAUGGCUAUAUUAUGGUCUGUACAAAACGAUCAUCAUAAUAACAAUAAUCCAUCUUUGUAAUAUAUUACCUACGUGGCUAUAAUAUUAUGAUAUACAAAUUAUAUUUUAUAAUAUGCGAUGAUCGAAUAUACCUAUAUUGGCUAUUAUAUAAAGAGACAUAUUUUCUUAUUGUUUUGCAAUUUCGCAUUUUUUAUACGCGCAUAUUAUUAUAAUUUAAUGUAUUCUCUCCUAUAUAUCGCGAGUCACAUUCGUCGAAUAUUGAGUAUAUACAUUAUACAUUCAAUCAUAUAUAAUACGCACGUAUAGUUGAUAAAUUAUUUUAUUGGUGUAUAAUAUUUAUAGAUGACAGUAUACAUGUAGCCCGUACUAAACAAUUUUUAAACAUUCUGCACUCGUUAAUUUUCCAAAAUAUAAGAGCACGUCUCGCCGAUAAUUUUCAGUAAUAAAAACGUGCUUUUCCCUUAGUGCAAAACAACACAAGUAUAUUUCAAAAAAUGUCAGAGAUAAAAUACUUGAUAUAAAAGUAUUUCAAAGAGAAUAAUAAUUAUUAUCAUAUUUUAAAAUAUCAUUCAGAAAAAUAUGAACUAAAAUUUAAGAGUAAAAAAUAAUAAUAACACUCUUUUCAUUUGUCAAAUUUCAUGGCCAUACAACAUAUUCUGAUAAUGAUGAUACAGGACUCUCGGUGGAGGGGGUAUACUUCAUAUUUUUGAGUUAAUGAUUUCAUUAUUUUUAAAAAUAUUGCUUUAAAAUUAAUUAUACUUACUCCUUAAAUACUGAAUGCAUAACGUAUAUAAUAUUUUAAUAAUUAUUUUAAUGCAGAUCAAUAUAAUAUUAAAACAACAACGUAAAUGAUUAUAUUAAAAAAUAGAUACAAUAUAUUAUUGAUUAAAACUUCAGAACAAAAUCGCAUACCUAUUUAUAUUGUGUUAGGUAUAAUACUAUGUCAAAAUAAUAAACUUCGGAAUUAGUAAAAAUAUCAAAUUAAUAUGUCUCUACGUAUGCAAAUAAUAUUAUAAAUCAUUUUUAUACCCAUACAAAUUAUUAUAUUUCUAUUUUUUAAUAAUUUAAAUCGUAAAAGCUGCAGCGUUAUUAAGUAUAGAUUGUAAAUUUUAUGUAAAAAUAAAAAAAUCAUAUAAGUAAAUAUGUCUCCUAAGUGUAUUCUAUCAUUUUUUAAAUUUAAGUAGGUACUCGUGUAUUUUAAAGUGAAUAAUAAUUUUGACAGUAGCCCAUGGACAAAAUCAUAUAUCACAUUAUCACAUACACGGCGUAUAAUAUUAUAGUCAUAAACGUAUACAUUUUUACUGUCUGUAUUCUUUAUUUAUCCUUAGUUCACUCUAUUUCAGAAUAUGGGGUAGUAAUGUGGCGCCCAUACCAAGGCGCGUGACGAAUUAAGAUUGAAGCGAAAAAAACAGAUUUCUAUCCUACGUUGCCUUCAAGUUAAAAAUCAAGUAUCCCAUCCAUGACUACUCACUAAUUUCCUCCACCCUUCGAAUCCCUACUUUAGCCUCUCGCCGGGCUGAGGCUGAUCUUCACUUCAUCACUUCACUUCUUGAGGGAUCUCUCGAUUAUCCCAAUUUGUUCUCUUCUACUUAUUUCGUGUUCCUACCUACUUUUCAAGGAAUCAUGCCCUUUUUAAAUUACCGUAUAACCGUACUUAUUAUGGCUUCAAACCACCCACUGCAAAAAAUAUUACAGUAACCUUAAUUCAGCUUGGUCUCGGCCACUUCUCCACAAUUAAUGUAUUACUUAACAAUAUUAUACAUUUGUUAUAUUUAGCUACUAAUUUACUAUAUUUAUAUUAUAAUCAAGUUACUGUUUUUCAAAUUAAUGCCUGUGAUAGCGUAAAUAAAUAAAAUAAUAAUAAUAAUUAUUGUUAUUAUUAUUAUUACAUCUACAUCACCGAACAUUCGUCCCGAAGAUAGGGUGGCGUGGUGGAUCCGAAGGGAUCAAGAAAGAUAGACUGAUAUAAGUUAAGAUAUAAGUCUAUGAAUAUAAUACCUAUAUCGAAUAUUAGAAUAAUAUAUACUCGUAUACUUGUUUAUAACAAUGUGUAUACAGAUCAAAAUUCCGACCCUUAAACCCUGACAGAUAUUACUAAAUUAAUUGUUCACCUUAGAGUACACGUUCAGAUUAUAUUGGGUCUGACCACUUUAGCAAAUACUCUAUAUAAGAUUAUGAAAUCCUCAACGACAUUUUAGCGACAUUCUACAUAUCACCGGAUCUAGACGUUGUUUGGAUUUCAACUGUCGGAAUUUCGGUGUCGGGAUUUUAACCCGGGAGCCCUAUUUUUAUAUUAUAUUAUAUGAUAUAAAACACUAAAAUAGAAAUAUUAUGUAUGAAAAAUAUAGUAGUACCUAUAGAGAAAAUGAAGAAUAUUACGGUGUAUUGUAUAUAGAGUCCACGUUAAAUGGAACACUAUGUAUUAUUUGAAAAUUUUUGAUCAAAAUUAAUUAACCUAUAUUUUAUUUUUUUUAAUUUAUACGUUUAAUCCAACGUAACUGUUUUCAUCUAAGACAUUUUAGACAAAAAAAUUCUAUAUAGUGAGACUUGAGGAAUAUAUACUGUUAUUAUGAUGACAGAAAAACUGAUAGAAAUUGUUGAAUACUGCGUUGGACGACACCCAGAAACGGUUAGGUUUUCAUUAUUAUUAUCAUUUUUUUUUUACAUACUUUUCACCGCUGUGUCCAUCACGUGUGUCGGUGAGGAGGAUACGUGUUGUACACAACAAUAUAACGCAUCCAGUGUAUUAUAUUAGUGAGUAUACAAUAGAGGAAAAAAAUAGUGAUUCAUGUAAAAUGGAGCCUGGGGGCUAUAGUUCAGUGGACGAUAUUAAAAUCUGUUUUGAUCUUAAUACGUCUAAAUAAAAAUUGGUAUUCUUUUGUUUUGUAUGCUGAGGUAGGGUUGGUAUAUAUUGAAACAUGUACAGCAUACAGAGCGUGUCUUUACACUAGUUGGAAAAAUCAUCGCCCGAGCCGACGGAAUAAGAUUUGGUUUGACUAUAUAAUAGUAAACAAAAAUGUAGAAUGUAAUUUUCAUACACGAGUAACACGACUAAAUUUUUAAUAUAAAUCAAAAGAUGUAAGGAGACGCUGUGAUGUAUAUAGAAAGAUUAUUAUAAUGUUAUUUGCAUAUGCGAUUACAUUCCGGUGUUUUUUUUCGGAGAACUUAACUGCAUAUUAAAGCUCCAUUCACAGUAGGUACUCACAUAUAUUAAAACAAAGAGAAAAUUAAUUUUCGUUUAGCUAUUAGAAUAUGUGCAAAGAAACAAUGUAUGAAUAUAAUGUUGCACGGACAAAAAAAUGGGUGCAGUUGUCUGUAUAUUAUAUAUUGUAUAAUCUCAACGGUUUUUAAUUUGUUUUUUAUCAUAUAACUAACUUUAUUGCGGUUAUUAAUUAUUUCUAGAUUCAGAAAAACAAAUUAACCUAGUAUAAUAAUAAAAUUCAAAAGCGGACCUACGGGAAAAGCACCAGGGACAAGUGUUAUCCCAGUUACUAAAAAAACAAAAUAAAAUUUAUAUAAUUAUAUUAAUUUAUAAAUGUUGAUGUUAAGACAAAGGUCAAAUAUUAUAUGAACGAUGUUCUUAAUUACUGAUAAAGUGAUAACAUUAAACAUAAAUAAGGAAAAUAAUGCAAUUUAAUACUUAUUCAAACUUUUCACGUCGUUUUCAUGUUUCUACAAAGUUAUCAAUUUGUUUGCAGAAAUGUUUUUAUUCAUCAUGUCGCGGACCGCAGUAUUAAAAACUACAUAAAAUAUGUUAUACUAUGAGGUUAAUACUAAUAAUGACUUCAUGUUAAACAAUCAUAGCUAUGAGUAAUUUGAUAAUUAUUGUCUAAUAUAUAUAUAUAUAUACAAAGAUAAUCUCUAGUUCGUUUGAAACAUAUAUUUUAUAGUGCAGACUCCUAAUGAUUGAAAGAGUUGGAGGGGUAGAAAGGCAUCUUGUUAUCAGAAACUUGAAAAAAGAAUUAAGAGAACAUAAUAUUUUAUAGUUAUAAUACUCGUAAUGUAAUCAUAAUGACGUUUUUUGUUUUUACUUCAAUGAUAAUAUAUUAUGUAGUAUAUUAUAAUGUUCGUUUUCUUAUAAAUUUAACUUAUAUUAACCUGACUAUGUGGAUGGUGUAAUUUAGUAGAAUACAGUUUGUGCCUACACACCUAACUAUAAGUUCUAUAGAACUUAUAAGCCAUCAGCAUAUAAUUAGCUUAGUAUAUUAUUAUUUACCUGGUUUUCGUAGAUAUAUGAUAAAAUCGGGGUUGUCCGAGUGCGUCCCGAAAUGAUCAGUUUUCAAUGUACUAAGUGCGUCCGGAGUAUAGGGGUCACCCGAAUGCGUCCCAAUAAAAAAAGAUAAUUUUUUCAACGUAGCCCGAAGUUCACUCGUAGUUACCCAGGAUACACCGCGAGAUGAUGAACUGACUUAAACCCCAAAAAUAUUAAGUUAUUUUACUAUCUAUUGUACUCAUUUAAGUUGGUUAUACAAUAGAUACAGAAUACAGAAUAGUCUUUAGAUUAGGUACUAUUUAAUUUUUUUUUUUUUUUGCACUUGGAAACGUAAUAAUAUUUUUUUUUAAAUUUUGAAAAAUACGGUAUGACACUUAUUCACUAGCUUAGUUGUAACUACCAGCCAUACUCCACAGUCUUAUUGAAUUUUAUUAUCAAAGUUAAAACAAAAUAUUGUUUUCCCACUGAUCAGUUUGUUAGCUUUUAAGUAGGUAUAAAUAAGUACUUACCUAAGACUGUAUCGAUACGACUGCGGACGCAAUCGAAAAAUUCAAAAAAAAUUGUCGAUAAGACCGCGGACGCACUCAGGCUAUGUAAAAGAUAAAAAUUAAAAAUGGGACGCACUCGGUAUAUCCCCGAUAAAAUGUUUCUCUUUAAAAAAAAAAAAAUAAAAUAUUGAAUCAAUCCGAACAGUACAUGGUAAUGAUAAUAUAGGUAUAUAGGUAUUAUAUAUAUAAUAAACUGGUAUAUGAUAUAAUGCAUUCCUAUAUAUAUGUACGAGACUGUGGUGUGGUUCCGAAAACUACCUACCUGUGUACCUGGAUAUUUAUUUUUUUAUGUUUUACCGUGACCCGUUUCGAAAAGUAAUAAUAUAUAAGUGAACUCGGUCCUCAUCGUGUCACCCUCAGUACCCGUGAGUAUAUAAGGAAACGAUUGUUAUUCAGUCACGGCUAUACAGGACUAAUCUAUAUAGUUUAUUGUUCGAGGUUCUAUAAUCUAUAUAAUACGUUAUCGGUCACGCCCGCACAAAAUAUCUUGAGAAAGGAACAACAAAAAGAACUUAAUAUUAUCCGUUCGUAUUAUUAUUAUUUUAUUUCCACGCCCAGAGAUUCUUAGAAACGAACUUUGAUAGCUACCGCGUCCAUAAUUCUCGCGUUUUAUACUAGUACAUGUUAUAUAUUCAGUUUUAUAUAAAACCAAAAAACUCGUAAUUUUAUCACAGCAGCUAAACACAACUACUCGUAUAAAAAUAUAUUAUGAAAAAACGAUGACAACAUUGGUACUUAUAAUAAUGUUUACAUGUUCUUAUAUUUUCUGAAAAAAACUGAAGAUAAACUAUUACAAUUGCCAAAAUUAGUAUAGUAUAUCUAUCAUAUCGCUCUGAACUAUACCUAUGCUCUAUGUUAUCUGCAAUAUUGAUUAGUGCUCUUUAAACAUUAUUAACUGAUUUAAAUGCAUCAUGUAAGUACUGUUAGCCGUUAAAAAUAAAAUACCUACUCUAAAAAGAUGACCAAACCGGCUAUAGGUAUAAAUAUAAAUAUAAAUAUGUCGACUGAUAUUAAAACUUGUAAAUCAUAAUUUUCGAAAAUAUUACUACACAUUUUAAGUAUUUUAAUACAAAAAUACUUGAUUAUACAUGAUAAGUGCUAAUAGACUAUUAUGUAUAUUACGAGUAUGUACUAUAAUAUAUUAUGUUAUAAUGUCUGAUGCGGUAAAUGAGUUGAUAUAAUAUUUAAUUGAAAACUUAAGAAAUAGAAUUUUAAUGUAAACAGUAUAAAUUAUUAUCCGCACUUAAAAUGACGAAGGAUAAUUUCAUUGAAGUGUUGUAUACGAGUACAUAAUAUAUAUGUCGUCGGCCGUAUGGAAAAUAAGUCUUUUUGCGAAAAGACUAGGCUCUUUGCAAUAGGGUAGCCCGUUUGCGAACUAUUUAUUAUUUUUCAAAACGGCCUACUGUUUUUCGGGCUUAUUGUAUACAGAUUAACAGCAGAUAGGCCCUUUAAGAACUACAAUUAUUAUACAGUAAUAACCAUUUUACUUAUUUUAUUUUAAGCGUAUAAACUCUAUCAAUGGCGAGUAUCAGUGAAGUUUAGAUUAGUAAAACAUUUACUUAUUGUAAAUUUUCGUGUUACAUUUUUUUUGUCUACAACUGUGCCAAUUAUAUUUUGAGUGUCUAAUGGUACACGAUCUACUUAAUAUGUAAAAUGGUUAUUGCUAUAUAAUGAUUGUAGUUCUUAAAGGACCUAACUGUGUUAAUUUGUGUGCAAUAAGCCUGAAAAACAAUAGGGUGUUUGGAAAAAUAAUAAGUAGUUAGCAAACGGGCUACCCCAUUGCAAAAAGCCUUGUUUUUCCGCAAAAAGACUAAUUUUCCAUAUGGCCUAUGACGUAUACAUAAACCCGAGUUUUAGAGAUGUAUCCCCUUGCUUGUAUGUAUAAAUGCUUGCAUUUUUUGUAACAGCAGAUUUGUGAAUUUUCUAACGUGAAUUUUGAACGCUUUGUCUUUUGCAGGCUCAAUGAGCAGUAAGACAAAUAUGACCGACUUCCAGAGGACCAGAAGCAAGGUGUGGUUUUCAAAUUUGGAUGUUGAUGACGACGAUGUGCACCAUCUGCACUCGUGGCGCCGGCAACCGUCCUCGUCGCCGGAGAGCAGGCGAGUAUCGUCCGGAAGUCCGAGCAACGGUAGUCACAGGUCACAGGACUCGGGGUUCUCGGACUCGGAGAGCAGUCCACCGGGCCCGUCUAGAAGUUUACUGCCGAAAGAUGACCAAAAUCGACCGUGCGGCAACGUCGGGAGCUCGUUCGCUGACGAGUUGCCCAACGGUGUGCUGCCGGAAACUUCUGCGCCUUGCUGGGUACCGUCACAGUCCGAAACACCGGAACCGUGCAGUUGUUUCCUGCCAGCAUGCGAGUUGUCUCGAAAGUUCCGGUUUAGCCCAACUACGAGAACUCUGUCGCAGCAAGCCGAAGAACCGGUCACGCCCAACCGGACAUGCUUCAUCGUUGAUGAGUUACCCAAGAGUAGCGGUGGUAGUGGCGUGGUACUGCAACUUCAGUCCACCCCGAGUUCUAUAAAAAGUUUUGACGGUCAUUUCGAUAGAUCCGAAAACAUCACCGUAGUGGAAAAUGUCAAACAAGAUGACAGUGGUGCGGGUGAUGGUGACGAUUUAAUCAUCGAACCACCCACACCGUUUGUAGACCAUUUCUGCACUGACCGUGACACCCCGGACGCCGCGAGCCUUUCCAACGGAUCCGAAGACGGGCCAGAUACACCUGAACACACGUCCACGCCAAAAUCGACCAAAGACAGAUGUUCUACGCCCAGAUUUCAUUACAGAAAAGAACUACAGAUGAAGAAAUCAAAAAUUCUACAAAACAGCAACGACAGGUACAAGUAAAUGGUACUUUUUUGGUAAAUUAAUUGCAUAUUUAAUACCCUAUUUGCGGAUCUAAGUAUAGGACAUAAAAUAAAACUAAAAUUCAAAAAUAAAAAUCAAAGGACGAAAACUGGAGAGAGUAGCCUAAUAAAAAAAUGUCAGAUAUUAUUAGAGAAGUAGAUGAGGAAAUGAUAACCAAUAGGGAGAUGCGAUGGAUGCCAAAGAUAAGAUUAGUUGACCACGCUUACAUUAUGAGAUAUAGGCGAUGAGAAGACUAUUUCAUAUUAUGUUUGUGUUACAAAAUUAAUUAUUGUUUUUAUGAAUUUAUCUAUAAUAAAAUCUUUGAAUAAACCUAUACAUAUUAUUAAAUUAAAUAAUCAAAUAGCAACUAUUUAACUUUCAGAACUGAAUGUGAAAAUGAGGUGACUGUUGGCCAGUGGUUAAACGAACUAAGAUUUAGAUGUGAACCCGAAUGUAUGACUACCUUGCAGUCGAAGUCAAUCGCAACUUCAGAAGACACUUGUCGUCUUUCUACAAUUGUAUGCACCGACUCCGAGGUCGUACGGGACCUUUAUCAACGUACAAAAGUAAUAUCGGACGAAUUUAGAACAGUUUAUAAGUACGUACAUCAACAUAUCGUACACUUAUAAUACAAUAUUGUUCCUAUCUAUACAAUUACUCGUAAAUUACUUUUUGUCUUAUAUCUUUAGUGAUCUGAACAAAUGCCGAAAAGAAAAUUUCGGUCCAUCUGUUCAAACAUUAACUGGACUACUGUUAGACUUUGUAUGUGACCAUGAAAAUGAAUUGUCUGAGUUCGGCCAGGAGCUAUGCGACGAGCUGGUCGACGUUACAGAAAAACUAAGAAUUCAUGCUAACCGACGCCUGGGCAACAGAAAAAUUAUUCUCAACGACGUGGCUGCUUUAGGGCAAAUAUUUAGCGAAUUAGUCGAUACUUUGUUAUUGAAAAGAAUACAGGUAUUAACCGAAAAGUUACGAGCUUUAAUUGUUUAUACUAUUGAAUUAUGAAUAAUACAUUGAAUUUCAGUCAUUGGUAAAUAUAUUGGAAGAGCCAAGCACUGAUAUUGAACUGGUUAAGACCAUGUCCAGUAUCAACAGUCUAGGAUUGGACAGUGUUCAUCUUGGUAAUUUAAUGACGAAAUGUGAUGGUGUCCGAUCGCUGCUAACUGUAUGUUUAGACGCUGUGUCUAGUACUGUCAGAUCAGCUGCUCUGCGUACAUUAGCCAUGGUAUGUUGCUCGUCGGAUAGCAUCAGACAAUUUUGUGAGGUGAGUAACCGAAUAAAUCGUGUUAAUACUGCAAAGUACAUUCUUAACCGUUUAAAAAUGCUUAACUUUUAUUAUUAACUACGUAUAUUACAGGCGGGAGGCGUAGAGAUUCUGUCCGAUAUGUUGGGAAACAAAAACCGCUCGGAAAAAGAACUUACCGAUGCCGUGUCAGUAUUGGCUCAAAUUUCCACUCCUUUGAUCGAAGAAAACCAUGUUACCCUAGCGCUCAAAGAAUACUUGAACCACAUCAUACCAUCGUUGACAUGUAUGUAAUCUUAAUGGAGUCUAUUACACAACACUUCUAUCACUUCCCUGCACUACAUCCAGCUACACUUAUUUCCUAAUAAACGUUUCUGUAUACAAUUUAAUGAUAUUAAACUCACGUGUGUCCAUGCAGACCUGAUAGAAACCACAGAGUCCGCGGAAAUGCUGCUACUGUCGGCCGCAGCUCUGGCCAACAUCACAUUUAUGGAACCAAAUAAUGCAGUUUGGACCAUACUGAAAAACGGCACGGCCGGGUCGCUGAUCGAAGCGGUCCGGAAAACCGGGACCGGGGCCUCGGUGUUCCUGCAAGAGCAGACAGCCACGCUCUUGGCCAACAUGGCCGUCGUCCCUGAAACCAGACCAUACAUGGCAGCCAAUCACGCGGUUGUCGCUCUACUAUGUUUUCUACAGGUGCGCCGCUCACCACUGCAACGCGUUCCCGAGAUGUUAGCCGCCGAACGGCUACAGCACAAAACCGCAAUCGCCUUGUCCAGGUAAGCUGACGGAGUAAUGUAGUCGAAUUAAAGAUGCCUGAGCCCUGUUGUCCCAGUAAAAAAAAUUCAAAUAUUUUACAAACACAUCAGUAUAACAUUAUAAGAGACAACUUAUAACUAUACAAAAAAAAAAUUAUUUAAAUGUAUUGAUUUUCAAUUAUUUGUAUUUAUUUUUUUUAUAUAUACUGUGUACAAAAGUUCUACCAGAAAUAUUAUGGCCUUUCAAAACAUGUAUAACCGAGCUCAGCUCAGAAUUGUUUUUCGUUACCAAUGAUUUAUCGAUACGUACAGAUAUACAUCAAAUUUUUAUCUGUAUCCUUCCUUCACAACUUCUCACCUACAACAGUGACCCACCCAUAGUGCGAAGUAUGUCGGUCUUUUUUUUUUGUUUAUAACACAAAAUUAAUACUGUAAAAAUGUACACGUUUAAAAAGUUAGUCCGAUAUGACGUGAUAUUUUAUAUUAUAUAUUAAAUUCUAUAAAAUAAAUAUUGGUAGGUAUUUUAAGUUUUACAAAUAAUGUUUUUAAUAUAAGAAUAAAAUACAAAAAUUCAAACAUUUCAGAUAAAGUGAAUAUGUAUCGCUUUAUCCAACUGAAUUCGAUUGGACAUUUGUUGUAGAAUGAAAUAUUUUCCUAUAGUAAAGUUAUCGCAUAUUUUGUGAUUUAUUAGAUAAUAUCGUGAUACAUUCUGUAGACAGUACAUAAUACCUAGUUCAUAUUAUUUUAUGUACACAUAAGAAUACACAUCAUAAUAAUAUAAUAGGUAUGUCACAAAAAUUUUUAUAUAGGUAUAGGUACACACAACACGCACAAUCGGUUGGGGUUGCAACGAUUGAUUAAUAUUAUAUUAUUGAAGAAUUGUUUAUAUGGAACAGUUCGGCCAUCAUUAUUCAUGCAUAUAAUAAUAAAUAUUAUUACUAUAUUAUAGGUUGUGCAGCGAUGUGCAAGUGUCUAAACAAGUCGUGGAACUGGAAGGAGUUAACCGUAUGAUAAGGUUGUGCAAAGACGAACGUGAACGAAAUCAUAGUGACGGAGUUUUAGUAGCGUGCUUGGUAAGUAGAUACAAAUUAUGUAACUUGUUUUUUAUAUAAAUAUAUAUAUAUAUAUAGAUAAUACAAAAUUAUCGUUUCUCGAUGACAACUCUCUUUGCCACUGAAAUUAUAUAUUUUUUUUUUCUUGAAUAGUUUAUAAUACAAGCAGCUCUAAAAUGUUGUAUUACUGUUAUUUUUUGUCACCCUAAUAAUUGGGGGUGACCGGUGAAGCCACUAUACACUUAUGAUUUUUAGAUAGAAACCUUUAUUAAAAAUUCCAUGAAUAUAUACAUAUAUAAAUAUAUAUUUUUUUUUAUUAUUUAUUAUAAUUUUAUUAUAAUAUUUUGGUGUUAAAAUUUUCAAUUUGUUAACGAGAUAUUCCACUUUUAAGUUUGGGUAGAAAAGAGUAGUUAAGCAUCAUUUAUGUUGCUACGCGAAUUAAUAUAAUCAAAUAUGACGAAUCUCACGUAAUUUAAUAAUUUUAUUGGUAUAAAAUAUAGUCUUAUUUAAUUGUAAUUAACUUAUAUUGCAGUACACAAAAUGAUACCUAUUAUAUAUGCCUAUAUUUAUUUUUAACCCCUGUGUGAUAUUAACGAUAUAAAGUUAUAAUUAAUAAAAUUGUGAUUCGUUUUGUUUAGGCCUCGUUACGAAAAAUCGCUGCAAAUUGUGGCAAAGACAAAAUAAUGAACCAGUACGAUGCCGCUGAGCUGGUAGAACCAAGACUGUUGGACUCAUUCCUUUUGUAUUCAUCAAAACAAGAGAGUUACGUUUAAAAUAUAAAUAUAUUAUUAUAAUAUGUAUUUUAUUUUUGUUUAACCCAAAGGAGAAAAUCAAAUUCGACCACAUAAUAUAGAUACUUAUAAAGUGACACGUUCAGCAGGUAGACUUGGUAGGCCCGGAUGUACCCUGAUUUUUUUUGAGCCAAACAUAAGUAAUGUGUAACAAAUUUUGUUCCCUUUCUUAAACAUGCAAAAGUAUUACCAUAUGAUAAAAAUAAUCAAAAUAUGUGUACAGACAUCUACGACUUCUACACGUCUUCAUAAUUUAGUGUUAAUAUCAAUUGAAAAGAAUUUCAGUUUGAUGUUAGUUCAAUGUCCUACAAAGAUUAAUGAGUUUACUAAAUUUAAUAAUAACUAAUUCAAUUUAUAUAUUUAUAUAUGACUGAUUACCAAGUAAAUUUACAAGUUUAAUUUAUAAAAUUAUCAUAAAUAAUUUUUAAUUAUAAUAUAAUAUAAUAUAAUAUAAUAAAAAUAUAUUUAAAAUAUCUACCUAUUAAUAAAACAAUAAAAAUGUGUUUAUACAAAUUGUGGUAAGAAUAUCAGAAAAAUUGGAAAAAUGGGAUUUUGGAUAAAUGAUUUGCUUAAAUGAGAUAACACCACAAAAUAAUUAUACUUAUAACCGGGCCUAUUCUGAAUUUUGAUCCUGGACAUGCCUCUGUACUUAUAUCAUAUAAUCUUUAGUCUUUACAUAUAUACCUAUAUACUUAUAAUAUGUAUUAGUAUUAAUAAUUAUAAUUUUUGUUUGUGUACUCUUUUUAUAUAGAUAUAUAACCAUCUUUUAGAAGACAUGAAAUAAUGUGUGAAACAUUAUUUUAUUUAACUGUAUUUUUGUUAAAUAAGUAAUUAACUAUAUUAAUGUAUGAAGAUUAUAUCUAGUCUAAAUAAAUAAAUCAUGACAACGUGCCAAUGAUGUACCUACCUAAAUAAUAAUGUUUAGAAGGUACUAAACUCACAGAAUUGAUGAAACUCGCCCCCUGUAAACUGUUUUUAUCAAUGACUCUGUAAUCAUGUUUUACUAUUAUUAUUACUAUUAUAAUUAUAUUAUAUAUUUUAUCAUUAUUAUUAUAACUACACUUAUAUUUUUAUAUCAAAUUAACUUGUUUAUUUAAAAUGAAUAGGUGUGUAUGGAUAAAAAGUUAAUUAAAUUGUAUUUAAAUAACUUUACUAUAAUGCAG